GGCAGUUUCGAGGAAGUGACGGACGGGACUCGGGGGCCUGGUCAGAGGAAGUUUGCUCGGUGAUGGUACCGUGCUGCUGAGCGAAACUUUUCCCUCUUGAGCGCAAGCGGCACCGUGGAUCAGGACGCACGGAUCCAGCGGCGGAGGGAGCUUUUGUUUCCUCGGCACACGAGCAACACUGAGGAAUAACUUCAGGUUGGGAGGGGAAAAAAAGGGGGGAUCGCGAAGGAAUUUCACUCCCCUACAACCAAGCCCCCCUUUUUCUUCUUUUUCCCCGCGUCUCCUUUGGAUUUUUCUCUGGGAUUCGCGAUGGGGAAGGAGCAGGAACUUCUUGAAGCGGCGCGGACGGGAAACCUGGCCGCCGUGGAGAAGCUUUUAUCCGGGAAGCGACAGUCGGCUGGCACGGGCAGCGGGUCGUCUGGGACCGGUGGAAGCGGCAACAGCGGCGGGCACGGCGCCUCCUCUCAUCCGCUCUCCAGUCUGCUCAGGUAGGCUGUGGAAAAGGAAACAGGCGGAUAAAACUGAAUGGGAGAAUUUACUUAUAUUGUCAAAUACUCCCAUGUGCCGUUUUAACAUGUGGUCAAAAUGAUUCUGUCUGGCUUCACAGAGUCACAUUUUCUUUAUUUGCUUUGCCAAACAAACACAAUCCAAACCAAACCAGUGUAUUGUAGUGGCAGUGGCAUGCUUCUUUGUUAGCUCCCACUUCUGUGUCCCUGCCAGCUGUACUGUAAUGUGCACAAACAGCCUGGUAGAUAAUCAAUUAUGCAACCUAACUAGAGAAAUCUGCAUCAAAACAGCCCAUGGCCACUUGAAAAAACUAAUACAGAUGCAUUAUUAACUGUUUACAUACAGUCUAGACUUGGACGCUCUCUGGUAGCAGGAGCUGGAAAUGAGGUAGACUCAGUUUGUAGAGGCUUUAGUUCCCAGAUUUUUAACAGUCUGAGAUUAAUGAUACAUCCUGUAUUGGAAAAACUUUGGAAAUGAAAUCUUGGGGGACAUUAAUAAGGGUUUACACAUCAAUGAGAGACCUACUACUAAAUAUUAGAAGUGUUUGCAAAGGUUCCCUUGAGAAAAUUCCCAUUUUUCUACCCUUUUUCAUUAUAUGUUGGUUGUCAUUUUGAGAUAAUAACAAACCGCUAUUGUUUAUCUUUCUUAUUAUUCAGGCCUUUGUGCCACUUGUGCAUAAGCUGGCAUUUAAUGGUGGUCAACAGAAUAGGAUAUGUGUGCCUGAAAAGAUAGUGGAAGAUUCAAGCUUUGGUGUGUGUUUAAAAACAAAAUAAAACAUCCCAACAAAGUGAUUACAGUGUUUUGAAGAUGCAGCUAGGCCCACGCACCAUCCCCUGAGAGUUGCGCACCCAAGGCUGCUGGGUAAUAUUUAAUAAUUUGAUGAAACGUAAUAACAAUCUGAUAAGUUCUGAGUUUCAUUUUGUCCUGCAGAUGUAAUCUGAUUUAUAAGCUCACCACAACACAAUUGUUGAAUGCCCCCGAGAUUAAAGAUGUUGUCCUGAGAUCAUAUGAUGCACUUUUCAUACAGCCGCCCUUUGAGUCGAAAUGAGACGGGGAAGAAAACAAGAGCUUUAAAAAGAUACUCCAUAACACCACUUAGGCUUUGUUUGCCCAUGGGUAUCUGUGAAAUACAGCCUGGAAACCACAAAAAAACUCAAGCGAAAUGCAGCAUAUAAGAUGCGUACCACUUGCCACUCUGUUAACGAAAUGCUGAGUACAUACAGGUGAAGGUCUGUCCAUCAAAAUGUAAUAUUACUCCCCUGGGAGCCCUGUGACAGCCACCUCCCUUGAAGAUACAAGUGUCACGGCGAAGCUCGAGGUGAUGCAUCGCUGUGUUACUUAGCAAAGACUGCAAAAUGUACUCAGGGUAAUUACAUUAAACCCUUCUAAUCGGGAAUCCAAUUCACAGAUGUCAGGCAGUCAUGGCUGGCUCAGGCUCUCCCCUCACAGGUCUGUGGGUGGACUGAAGAGACUGUUGUGUCAUCUACUCUGACUUGAGUAAUCAAUGUUUGGCAACGAUUGCACUGGGAAAAUAUUGGCCGGGCUUUUCAGGAAAUGAAUCAACUGGGGGGUGUAUUAUACUCAAAAAGCCUGUUGCCUCCGGACACCUAAGCUUAUUACCGGACAAGCUGUAAGAUUAUAACAAGGUGCAUGAUUGGUGAGCACAAGGCUGCCUGAGGGAGGUUGACGUUUGAUUUAAUUUGCUGAAUUAAAAUGUCAAUACAGAGGAAUCAAGACAAAUUAGUUAAGUGGGAAAGUUGUCUGUUGAUGAGUUUGCGUCUUUUUUGCCUUUAUCAGAACUGCAGUGGACGUCAUCCAUUGACAGACAGUUCUUGUCUCUUAUCCAGUCAGAGGAGAUCUCGUCUGUCCAUCAAACUUGUCUGAUGUGAGGCCCUCUGCACACCUGAUAACAUGUUUAUUGUACAGAUUAAACCACAUGCUAUGAUCUGACCUAAUAGGCGUUAUUACUAUAGUUUAAAGGUGUGUUGUUGUGUGUUUCCACUAGAUUUCUGGCGUUCUUGCUCUGGAAUGGGGUGCAUGUCAAGACUUGUGGUGUUUUUGUAACCAGGCAGUCUUACAGCUCUCCUCUGCGGAAUGUCUGCUUUCCCAGGAGGCUGCAUCCCAGCGGUUGCCAUGGGAUAGACCCUGACCCCGGCAUGUUGAACACUGCCGCCGCCCCGAACAUUUGUUCCUCGGCGGUGCUCCAUUAACGCUAAAAUGAGCUGGGAAGGGCUUCCUAUAGAAGGAAGGUCAUGGUGUAACUUGAAUAGCCUGCAAUGCAAUGGUGCUUGUUGUUUGGUUGAUGCAGACGUGAGUCGUGUUUGACAGAUGUUUGGUUUUUUGGAGCCGAUAUCAUGAGCAAUAUCAAAAGAGAAAAAGUCAGUGAUUUCAUGUGAUUUGGCGGCUGAUGCAGUGAAAUUAAAGACUUAGCUAAACUUAGUUAAAGCUUCUGUGAGGAACUUUCUGUGGUGAUGUAUGUUGAAAACAUGGAAGUUUUUUAAGCUAUGGGGCUGACACCUUCCUCCUUACAAGAUACAAAUUAGGGCUGAAACGAUUCCUCGAAUACCCCGAGUACAAAUAAUGAUCGAGGAAUUUUCUCUGCCUCGAGUACUCGUUUAUAAGCUCAAAUUGUCACUGUUUUGCACAAAUUCUUUUGAAGGUGACACAAUGCACUUACGUCACCACGGUACAAGGAGGAGUAAGCGCUGUUUAGGUUUUGCAGACUGGGGAGUUGGCAACACUGUUUUCUUGUGCAGAGCUCCAGUAGCUCAUUAGCACUUAGCCUCUGAGUUGUGGAUGGAGACAGCGCUGCUCUGCACACUUCUGUUCACGCUAGCUUGUAGCCUAACAUUGCUGGUGUCGUAGCAGAAGCAGGUAGCAUAGGUGCUAUUCAGCUCUCGGACACUAAUGUCUUUAGGGACACGAUGAAGGUUAAUAUCAUAAUUAGCUUUCUUACGAGCAUUGCAAUCUACUAAUGCACUUGCUUGUUCCCCGAUUCCCCUUUUAUUUCUCAGAGUCUGGCCUUCAUUGCGGGGCUAUAGGAAAUCUAACUUUAUGUGAGUCUGCCGUUUGGGUCCAAUUACUCUAGUAAUCGAUAGAAUAUUCGAUAAAAUACUCGAUUACUAAACUAUUCGAUAGCUGCAGCUCUAAUACAAAUGAUAAGUCUUGUUUCUGAUGGUCUUGUUUGCUUUUGGAUGUCAUAAAAAGGCAUCACUUUGGAUUUCCAUGUGUUUCAUAAACACAAAAAAACUCCUCACUGCAGCUUUAAAUGAAUAUAAGAACAGUAGGCUCACAUUACACCAACAAUAUUGGAUGAUUAAUGUAUUGGUCAAGCUCUGGGGUCAGCUUUGAUAGGUUCAUGCUGUUAUUUGGAGCCAUUUAGGCCACACUAGUGUAUAUUUAUGGGCUUGUUUUAGUGGAUAUAUUUCCCUCACACUCCAUCUUCCCAGAGUUUUUGCAAUGACCCCAUCAUGACCCAUAUCAGUCCCAGAGGUCUACAGGAAGAGCUCUUCACCAGCACUUCCUGGCCACGGUUAUUCAAACACAGGCAGCUGCUGCAGGCAGACCGGAGGUAAGACAAGUCCCUGGCAGGGAGAGUGCCUGCCCACUGAGGGGAAAUUAAGCGAGGAAUGCAUGGAGUUCUGGACAGACACUGUGAGAGCGUAGCCAGAUGAGGACUUGUCUCCCAGCUUCACUGUCGUGUCCUUUGUCCCACUGACAGAGCGUGGAGUGAUGGCUUUUCAUAUUUAUAUCAGCUCCUAAAGACCAUUCUGUGGCUUUUCUGUAGUUUUUAGUUUUACAGAGAAAAUUGAGCUGUCAUUUGGAUCGAAUUGGACCACCUAUUUAGGGAACUCUACCCUUAGUGUUUCCUGUGGGUUAAAACAAGUUGCAUUUCACAAUAUUCUGCUAUAGAAAUUGCUUCACUUAUUCACAAAGCCUUCUUGAAAUACCUUUUCCCCCCCCCUCUACAACAGCAUAUUUUUCCAGCCUCUAAACGCUUGCAAGGAGAGCGUUUCUUUCAGAGUGAUGACUCUCUGUGCAUUUUAAGAGGCUUGGGCACAACUCCAGAUCAUUCCAAUCCAUUACAUCCACAAUUUCUGGCUCGUCCGAAGCGUGCUAUCAAACUGUCGUCAGCCCAGGAAGUAUCUGCUGCGUAAGAACGAGCACAUAUUGUCCUUUUUUCAAAAGCAGAAUCCCCCGGAGCUUCUGUGAUGUUAGAAUACAUCUGCAUGUAGGAUUCAGCAAGUGUGAAGGUGCUCUGUAGGACUUGUGUCUGCACAUGACAGGCUCACAGCAGGGAAUCUGACACUAUCUGUGCUACCUAGCAACCUUCUUAAAGCAUUCUCACAAGCGCAAAAGAACAAGUUUUUCAUUCUGAUUUUACCCUAAAUAUUUCCUUCCAACUUGGGUAACAUUUGGGUGAACUUUUGGGAGACUGAAGCAGGAAACCAUCAGAAUUAUCCCCCGCAUGAGGGAGCAGACAGGAGGUGAGGAUGUUAAUAGGAUAACAUGACCGGUGUCCUGAGAUCUGCUUGCUAUCGUAGCACAAAUCAACAGCAGAGAGUGUCAGUUUGCACUAUUUAAUAACAUACUUUGUUCACUAACAGGGAACAGUCAACUUUGGAGGCUAAGUCGCUAAGACCCUCUGCCUGCUCUUCCUGCAGACAGCGUGUUGACAAGGCUGUUCGUCACACUUUUACAGGGCUGAAAAGAGUCACUAGUCUGAGGUAGCUAAAAGCCGGGCAAACAGCACGUCUGGCAGGCACAUUUCACCAAUCGUUGACCUCUGAACCCACAGAAACUGUAGCUGGUCCAACCCAAGAGGGAGCAAUCCAAGCAGGGAAAUCCAACACCAGCAUGUUAGCAUUCCUGGAGCAUCUGAGUUUGGGAUUCUCUGCUCUGAGCGUUAUGUUUACAGCCAGUGUUUGGAUAGUGUGUGAGAGCAGGCAGGGAGGCACUUAGUCGCUGUGGUGAAUUCCACAUACGUCUGUUUUUGUGUGCAUGGAAGAAGACACUGACGAAUAAAGUGUCCUUUGCAUGCACUUUGUGGCCAUUUUUACUUUAACCUAAUGGUGGUGGACUAUAAAAAACACACAUCCAAGUGGGUUUGGUAAGUUUCAAGAGCAGACAUGUCCCCUGAAUGAAGAAAUAUAACUUUGAAGUAUGGUAAGAUCAGCUGAUAGACUUCUGUUUAAUAACUGAGAUACUUUAGCCCCUCAUAGAGUUACAGAAAAACAGUAAACUAAAAGAAAGAGUUGUUUAUGUUUGAGGACAACAAGUGAGUCUUUUGUCUGCAUGUUUAUGUGAACUCUAUUUCACCCCACUCCCUGAAAACCUUAUAAUAACAAAGGGACAAAUGGAAAAGAUAAAGACUGCUGAGGUUGUUGGUGUUCGUUUUUAACUGGUUUGCAGCGAUCAGACGUGUUAAGCCCACCUUUUCGUGUGUGUUUGCAGAAGUUAGCAGCCCACCACUUGGACAUUUUCAUGUGUCUGGCUGGCUUUCUGCUUCCUUUCUCUCCCACCCUGCUCUCUCAGCAGUCCUGCUUACCCACCUGCUGGGCCCACGCCAACUUCCACCCCACCUCCAGACUUCAAACAUGUUGUACUUGGAGCCGGAGAAACGGCGCUGCCCUCAAUAUGUUCGCACAGGAAACAAAUUAGCUUAGAUCUUUGUGACGAUACAUCCCCUCUUUAACUUUGAUUUUUGCUACUUAAACCACACCAGGCUGCUUUAAAGUUAGCAGACUGGAGUGUAGAUUAUUCAAACUUUCGGACACCUAUGUUCAGAGUAAUUUUGGACCAUUUGCAGAAGUUAAAGAAUGUCUUUGCUGGCUGCUGUGUUUUGUGAGCAAACUGAGCGGCACUCCUCUAAAUGUUCACCCAUGCAAACCAGAUUUGACAGAAGUUGUGCGCUAUUUCAAGAAGUGUUUUGUCAGCAGCAAAACUGAAAAUAACAAACCAUCCACCCCAGCAACAUUUUUAGCUUCAUCUGAACAUCAGCUUGCUCCCUGAAGCAAAACUAUAGCAGAUUUAUUGUCAGGAUGGCUCUGUAAGUUAGGCCGUAAUAAAAAGGUGGUCUCGGUGAGGGAGAUUUGGUGAUUGGCUAAUUGAGACAAAUGGAAUAAAAGUGGAAUAAAAGAAGUAGGGAAAGGCCUUUAAUUGGUGGUAAAUCACAACUGAGACCUACAAACAAGCAUGGGCCCAGAAAGUGUGAGCAGAGGGUGCUGGUCAGCUGUUUGUAGUCACGGACUGACUUCACAAACAUUCAGGGGAUGCUGAUGUGACCCUCUGAGAUCUGUUUGAGACCUUUGUUGUUGUGAAGUGGCGCCUGCUGCUAAGUCAGUGUGGGAAACACCAGCCAGAGUGAAGACGAGCUGUGAUUGAAUGUGUUUUCCGUCUCCUCUCACCUCAGCUGACUCUCUCCCCUGUCCUCUUCUGCAUUCAUCCCAGUGUUUUUCAUGUCAUCCUGAUUCAGCUGGAGCCUCUGUUUGACUGCUCCGAUCGUACUCUGUGGGCAAACCCACUUUAUUCACACGCCUCCUCCUGCAGCAGCACAGUCGCUAUGUGAAACUCUCACAAUGGUGUUUAUGAGCCAUGAAGACUCAAUCAGGCUUUGUGCUACAAUAGAACAGGCAAAUUAGCCACAUCAUUAGCGUGUUCAUUUCAGUACUUUCUGUUCCUGUUUGACUGAGAGUGAAAACGAGGUUAAAAUGUUUCAGCAGGCCUGUCAAAGAUUUUUAUCAUCUGACAUUUCUUCCUUUAAACUUGAUCUCAAAUGGGGAAGACUGUCUCUGCCUUCAACUUUGGAUAGAGUGAAACUAACACUGAAUGUAUUAGCAUGUUUGCUUUCUAUGUGCAGUAAAAGCUCAACUCUUUGUCACUCAGAAAAAGAAGACUUAUCUUUCCUGGUUUUUGUUAUUGUAGGCCCAAAAUUGCAUUUAAAUGUUGUGCAGCCUGGUUUACCAAAUGACAACCUAAUCAGAGGUAUGCGUAACCAGCACGGGCAUGGAGAUCUAAAGGCCGUCUGCUCAUGUUGGCCACUCUCCUAAUAUCCUUUAUCUCCAGAUUCUGUGAUCUCAUCUCGAGUCUUUGAUAAACAGUGCUCAAUUUUAAUGUUUCUUUGAGUGUUUUCUUACCAGUCAGUUUAAUUCAUGUUAGACCACUAAUAGACUAGUUACUUCAGGAUAGCCAUGCUCUUCAGGUGCAUACAGAAGAACCAAACGAGGGAUUGCGAAUGUUGAAUCUGAACUUUUUUUUUCUUUCAUAAUGAAGAUAUAUGCUCAUUUGAAACUUGUUGUUGCCAUAAAGGUUGGGACAAGGACAACAAAAGACUGAAACACUGUGUGUAAUCACAUCCAUAAACCAUUAUCAGUGAACACAGGUCAUCACUGCAUCCACAAAACUUGACCAUGCAAGAGUACCCCUUAUGUAAACACUGACCAGACACGCCAGAGCCCAUUUGAAAUGGACAAAGGGAAAUGGAAAAAUCCAUGAAUGAAAAGUUGAAAAUUCUUUCUUGGAAAUGAUGACUGACAUCAUCUUUGUUCCAGAGAGGGGAGGGGCCACCCAGCAAUCCUAUGCCAAACCACACUCUGUAUGUAUAACAGCUCGGCUCAGUAGUAGAAGAGUCCUGAUGCUAAACUGGCUGACCUGCAGUUCUGUCCUGCCCCCUUUUGAAAACGCUGGAGCACAAUGAAACAAAAACCACGACUAAGUAUACCCUCAAACUGUUGCGCAUCUGAAAUCCAACAAUACUGUAGAUGUUUGUUGUUUAGUUUGCUUCCUUGUGCUGCCUGUUUGGUAACACUAUCUCUUUGACUGUUGUGUUUACUACUUCAUUGCAGUUGUAGGUCUUUGGUCCCAACGUAGCAUCUGUUCGAGAUUUCAUCGGAUUUAAGCCUGUGAGUGUUGCUCAGAAGGCUCAGAGGGUUCUGGCAGGUAAUUCAGUCCAGGUUGGAUCUUAGGCUGGCAGGGCAUCUGGUUUCAGCGCCCGCCAGCAGUACGCAUAAUUAAACCCAAUUUCCCUAACGGUGGCUGACAUGCGCCAGUCACUGCUGGGCUCGGUGCCCUGGGAUAGACUAAUCCCUGGCUGUGUGGUCACACAGCUAAUAAGCUGGAGGACAAAUCUGUUUAUUUGACUCCGGGUUCACACUCACCUGGGUUCUCAUUUGCUCUGAGCUAGACUGAGUCUGGCCUUGCCUUCGCCUCUGAGCUCAUUUGAAUAUUUAUCACAAACUGAGUGAGUCCUCUCGGAUACUUCCAAAGUCACAACUUGAAUUUUCGAUACAGGCUGUUGUGAAAUCUGCCCUGUGGUUGGUUUGUGCAAUUAAACAAGAAAUUCUGGUUCUCCCUGAAUCAUAUAAUAUCCUGAGAAGUGAUCGGCUGACGCUUUCACUCUUCUCAUGUGUGAUUCAGACAGAAAGUUGCGCGGUUGUUGAUACGAACACGAAUUAAUUAACCCGACAGAUUCACAUGCAUCCAUUAGGGCUUUAUGAUAGUUUGACUUCAGAGUGCAACACAGUGGAGAUUAAUGUUUAAACCCACGUACUUUGGAAAUGAAUGUCUAUUUAAAAUGUGUGACUAACAUCAGUAGACUAAUGCAGCACAUGAAAGAGAGAAAAUGUUUUAUCUUUCCUCCUCUCGUUCUGGCUGGGCUUUGUGUGACACAGAAUUACAGCCCCCCAGAAUCUUUUUCAAACUGCAGCUUCAUCCCGCUGAUAUUCCCUCAGGGAAAUUAAGGAUUAGCUCAGCCUUUCAAACAGGAAUUCCUCCGUCAGUUUGUUUGAAUCUGCCCCCCUCCCGUCCCCGUCCCAAACCAAAUCUACUCUGUUUUUGCCCAAUGCCCUGCUCCGGGCCUAUAAGCCCCAUCCCUCAGUUAGGUUGGUUGUGAGCCUUGGUAAGAGGAUGAAGUGGAUUGUCGAGCACCACUCUGACUCAUGCCCUUGAGUGCCAUGCUGCCAAACCGCUCUGAGAGGAUGUAACACUUUGACUGCACUUAGAGCUGCUACUACAGACGGCUCAAACUGAAACAGACACUAAGAGAACGUAGCACGCAGAUAUCAUCUUUUCCUCCUGCACAGAGAUGACUUUGAUUAAACACCGCUGAUCGAAGCUUUAAUGUGAAGGAAACGGAUCCCAGAGAGUGACAUCAUGUUUGUAGCUGCUCUUAGGUUUUCUUUGGUCACGUGGCUGUUGUGACACAAUCUCUGUGUUUCUGGGUCAAACAUCUGGCACAUGAUUGUCAUGACUGCUGUGGAGGACCAAUGUGCAAUGAGCUGGCAUCAAAUUUUAGCCCUUAUUUUGAGAGAUAUUAAUUAUAUGAGAGAGAGAAGCCAUCAUAUUUGUCUGCUGAAAGAUGUGAUUUAAAUGAGCACACUUAUUUUAUAAUGUUGUGAGCCUUAAACGUGGUUUGAUACAUUAUUUAAGGGCAACCUCAAUUUCAUUAGAAUGAGGACAUAUUGAUAAAAAUAGAAUAUGAUGGUUUGCAAAUCUUGAAAGUUGAUAUCAGAUUAAAAAUCGUGCAAAGGUUGAAACUGAGAGUGUAUGCACACUUCAAAUUUCAUAUCUGCAAUGAUUUCUGAAACUGUUGGGACAGGACUGUGGUCACCACACCUAUUUGAAUAACUCUCUCUAAACGUUUAGGAACUGAGACCAGUUUCUGGAGUAUUGAAAGUUAAAUGUUGUUUCAUUGUUGCCUUAUAGAGGACUUGACCUGCCUAUAGUUAAAAAUCUGUAUAUCAGUCAGGUGCCUUUUAACGCUACCUUUUCAGAUAUGUAACUGUGGGCACUUAAACAUCAAUAUACCAUCAGGGAUAAUGGCUUUUAACCACAAUAUACUUCUUGACUGAUUGGAGAACUAGGUGGAUCUUUUCUGGCAGAGUUUUCAGAUUGACAAGACCGGUGAGUGACUCUGCAGCCGACAGGGUGAGAAGACUCUAAAGUUUAGGUCUUUUUUAUAAUCAGUUUUAGAAGUGAAAAAUAUAAUCAUCAAGUCAUUGGUGACAGAAUAAAUGUGAUUAUUCUUCUCAUGUCUGUGUUCGGCAUUUUGAAUUGCCUUGUCACAGAAAUAGACUACAUAGAUGAGCGCUGAUAACAAGCCGGGUGGUCCCUCCCUUCUUAGGAGCAAAGGAUGCAGCAUCUAUGAUUGUGAAGAAUAAAAAUAUCAGGCUUUGAUUUUCUUAAAACCACAAGAAAGUUUUCCACCUAACCCCAGUCCUUUUUAAGGAAUCAGCAUUUGGAUCAUUUUCUAUCUUCCUCCUCAGGUUAGUUUGCUAUUCAACAUGCUGCAGUUUUAACCUGCGGUCAUGGAUGCAGCAUUAAACUGUUUUUGGAAGUUCUUUUAAUCUCAUGCGGAGACUUCCACUCCAGAGUUAUGUUCUUUUUUUAAUGCAGUGCCUGUUGAGAACAUGUUAAUUAUCUGUUUCAAAUUGAUGUAAUGGUUGGAGGACGAUCUUCGAAGUGUUCCUUUUGCACUGCACAGCUUUUUCAUGGUUUAUUUCUGUAUUUACUAUUUUAAAAAGUGUAACUCGUGAAGUUUAAAAUAUGCAUAGAUUCCUCAGAAAACAACAAACUUUUCAAGUAAUCCACCAAAUGCUUGUCUCAUAGUUAGGUUUUUUAAGCGCUGUUAAAAACAUCAUCUCACUGUGUAUUUCAGGCCUUUUAAUUAAUCCAAAUCAAUGAGGGUCCUGUUCCACCAAAGACCCACUUUACACCGCUUACAUCUUAAAAAUUAAAAAUCAAAGUUUUAGAUUUGGAUUCAUCAAACGGGAAAGAAAAGUGUGACUGAAGUAGGGAUUGAACGUCCUCAUGUGCACUUCUAUGACGUGACAGUCACUGGGAUCAAUUCACCCCGUCAUGAUUAGUAUUCGAUCAAUCUCAUCCCCUCUGUCAUUAUACUUGCAGCUGAUUUUUCCCUCUGCUUAAAUAUCUUAGAUUCUCUGUUCGCAGUGGCGGCUCUGUUCAUGUUUAUGUUAAUUUGUUUAUGGGGGUUUUUCGCUUUAAGCCCUUACAUAACUCUUUAUCUAGGCCAGCAACUGGAGGUCUGUUUCUGUCUCAGUUUUCCCGUUUGAUGUGCUCAGCGUCCGUGUGCGAGAGAGCGUCUCCACAGCCUGAACUGCAGAUUUGGCGACUUGUUUUGGAGGAAUAGAGAAGAGGUGUGAACGUGUGAUUCCCGUCUGUCGAGCUGACACAAUCAUACCUCGCACAUUCCCACCCUCCUCCUCCUCUUUAACAGAAAUUUAUCAAACCCCAGCGUUUCCUCCUUCCACAUUUUCCCGCUCGAGUAUUUCCUCCAAGCACGCCCUGCUUUUGAUGUCCCGCGUCUUCACGGCUGCCUGCCUCACUAAGAUGAGAUCCAGAAGGCGUGCUGUACGAACUAAACAGCUUAGGUUAUGACUAGUAGAGUGGUGCAUCCCUGUGUGUCUGUGCUCUGUCAGGCCCAUUGUUCUGCAGGCUACAGAGCCCUCCAAGACACUUAUUUAAUGAGACGGCUCUGACUGUGUAAUUGCAGGCUGUUCUCAGAGCUAUUAUGGGAGAUGUAUUUUAAGGGGGCAAAAGCAGCCAUUACUGCGACAAAACUGGGCCGUUUGUGUGAAGUCGGAAUCACACAGCAGCAGCACCAGAGCGAGUGCAGCCACACCGCUUACACGCUGAUUGGAUCAUGGGUCGAUUAAUGCUGCGUCCAAGUGUUUUAAACUCUUAGAUCUGAAAGCCCGCCCUGCUUUUCUCCCUCUCUCUCUGUCUCUGAAGGCUUUUUUCAUUCGUGGAAACUACUCACUUGAAUAAAAAUCCAACCCAGUCAUAAUUUAUGAAGCCGUUCUACUGUCAGUUUAGUGUUUUUUUUAGCGGUAGUUUUCUUAAAUGUCAAACACCGAGCAGGAAAUCUAGUAAUAAUAUCUGCUUUGCCUAUUUGUGAUUGAUUUUCUGUGAGGCCUGGUGGUUUUGCUCCCAUUCCCUUUCUGUUUGGCAAAUGAGUCUCAGAUAUGUGGUGCACCAGUGCUGGGAUUUCCUCAUCACAUGAUUUAUUUAGGAUGGUCUUUCAGAGAGCCUCACAUCCCCGUCUUGGCACUCUGUCACACCAGACAGCCUUAGCUUCUUAACUCGCUCCCUGCAUCUCUCUUUAACCGCCCCCCUCUAUCAUUCGUCUCCGUCCUCCUCACCACAGCAGAGCUUUUUUCUUUUUUUAUUUAGGGGGGCAAAUUAAAAGAAACAAACCAAUCUGAGCUGACAGCUGAGUUCAGAUCAAGUUGAGAGAAAGAGUGCUUGGCAAACGCUGGCACUGCUGCUUCUUUCCCCUCUUCAGUGCUUUUAGGUUUGAUCCCAGCGCCUUGUUUGUUGGUGCUGACACUGCGUAACAAAAGUCUAUUUUUCUUCAGGACUUGACCCAGAAUAAUGAGGCUGAGGUUGCAUGGAGUUACUGUAAACGAGACAAAAUUAGCUCAUCGUGGCUGCUUGGCAGUGAUAGUGUUUCUCUUCCUUCUCUUUUCUGGUUUGAUGCUCCUGUUGGUAUUCAUUUCUGCCCUUUCUCUAAAGAAACAGGUAUGUGCGCCUCUGCCUGUGUGCCGCACAGGUGAACAGGUGUUGUAAACUUAAGCUGCUGGGACUUGAGAUUGCUAUCAGAGUGGAAGCAGUCACACCCACAGUUGGAAACUUUACAGAGGGGCAGGCAUUGUUUGCUUUGGCGAGUCACUGAUAUGGUAGAGUCGAUACUGACACACUUUUUAGACGAGACAAACUCACAGACUGUAAACUGGCUUUGGUAGUGUUUAUUUCAGAGUCUGUCUGAUGUGGCAUUUGUGGUACUAAUACAGAUUUUUAAAGGAGAAAAUUACAAAUGUAGCAGCUGAUAUUUGGAGUAUUUGAGCUUUUAUUACUUUUUCACAGCAAAUAUUAUAGUGAGAAGGAGAUGUUUUAUCUCUAACACCAAUUUUGGAAGGAUUAGAUUAGUGCUGCGUUCGAGUUACCUCGGAAGUCAGAUGUCGGAGCUGAAAACGAUGCCACACCCGAGUUCCCAGCGUUUCAGUUACCAAGUCUUGAAAAAGCUAAAUCAGAGGCCUGAAAGAAGAUGGCUACAUCUAAGAAAGUUAUUUUAGCGUUUGCCUCAUAUUCGAACAGGGGAAGCACUAAAAUAACUUUCGCAGAUGUAGCCAUAUUGUUUCCUCCUCCAAUUUUGCUUUUUUUCUGACUUGGUAACUGAAACACUGGUAACUUAGGUGUGACGUCAUUUUCAGCUCAGAAUUCUGACUUCCGAGGUCCCUCAAAUGCAGCAUAAGUCACCAUUUUGUCUACAGGGGGCACCAAAGUCAACACAGACAGAAAGUUCCUCACAGGAGCUUUAAAGAGCAUUUUUAUGUAGAUUGUUUUCCGUGUACAUAUACAUCUUAUUUACUGAUGGCAUUCAGACUCUGUGCUCAAUUUGUCCCUCUGUUUUACUAACACACCACUUGAUCCCUCUGCUCUCUGCCGGAUUUGCUGCAUCAUAAACAAAAGCAAGCUUUGUUAAACUUUAGUGAGGGUUGGGUAGGGUUUAUUUUAGAUUUAUUCAAACGUUAAGAGUUAUCCUACCACUUUUUUAAGGGAAAAAAUAUAGAUACAGAGGUUGAUAGAGUGAUAUGACAACCCACUGUUAAUCCAAGUUUAUUGGUAUCAGUUAUGAAAUCAAACCAGAGGAGUAUUUUCUGCAUGUUAUGUUCUGUUGAAGAAGUCUCUCAUUGACCGACACUAAAAAACAUAAUGACCCAAACUCAGAAGUAUCUGCCCAUGGAAAUAUCAGUCAAGCUCUUGUUUGCUCUGUGAAGACAUGUCUAACUGUCCUUUCUUUUCUUCACAGUAUCUGGAGAGGCCCUAAUGUGAAUUGUGUGGACAGCACUGGAUACACCCCUCUCCACCACGCGGCCCUAAAUGGACACAGGUAGACCACUGAUAAGUAACUCUGGGAAAUGGUACAAACGUGUGUGAGGGAGUCCUGUGUGUACACUGUGCAUUAAAUGAGGUCUGCACUCACAGACAAUUGUCCCUCUGGGAAGAUCAGGCUAUUGAUUGGCUGUUUGCCGAAGCCCUGUGUAUUUAUUACCGCGGUUUAUGGACUUGGCAUUUUUCUGACCCGACUUGACCUGUCCCUGUCUUGGUUUCACAGCGAGGUGGUCGAGGUGCUGCUACGAAACGAGGCCUUGACCAACAUCGCCGACAACAAGGGCUGCUACCCUCUCCACCUCGCGGCGUGGAAGGGUGAUGAACAUAUCGUCAAGCUACUCAUUCACCAAGGACCUUCACACCCCAAACUCAACGAGCAGGUCUGACACCGCGUUGGCUCUUCUGGUUUUGUGUGGUUCUUUUGGUCUUUAACUUUCUGUUUUUAACACAUUUAUCACUUUGAUAGUGUUUGUGAAAUGAUGUCAGUGUCGAACUCAUGCUGCACAUUUGACAGUUAUUAAGGAUGUGAGUCAUUGUUUGUAAUUCAGCACAUGAGCAGUGUUACCUUUAAAGUCAUUUUUAGAAAUGGAGAGACACGAGGAAGCAGCUCGAGCACAUGCUGUUUUCAGCACUUUAGUUGACCCCUGAUAGUUUCACAAUAACAUUCUUGAUGGUUAAGUCAGCAGCCUGUGAGAGCAGCUUUUCAACCUCUAAAUGCCACACACACAGAUAUUGUGAAGAUCUACAUCAGUAUCGCAUGCUCUGUACUGUAUUUCAGCUAAAAGAAUGGGACCAGAGUUCAUUAACAUCAGCGCAUCAUGAGCCUGACUCUUACUGCGAACAUUUAAAGUGCUUUGACCCCAUGCUAGUGUGAAAAGUGCCUGUUUGCCCUAACCAUUUUAACAAUUUGUUCCAUAUGUUUGUUUGGUUGCUAACUGCAGCAUCAAGAAAGUCAUUAUCUCUGCUCUGUUCUGUUUUGGAUGAGGAGAAAUGACCCAUCAUGAAUGCUAAAUCUUUGAAUUCUAUCCAGAAACCGAAAACAUAAAGUCUAAACGGUCUCAUUUUGUGUCAUUUCUCCCGGCCUGUUCAUGACAUCUUAUUGUGCAUUAACUCAACUCUGAUUUUUUUCUCCUUUUUGUUCAGUUUGACUCAUUUGUGAUCGUCAUUCAUUUGUUCAUUGCUUGUCUGAACCAAAACCAUCGGCCUUUUCUUCUCUUCCCCCCUCCCAGAGCUCUGUAGACCAUAAAGAGUUCAAACGCUGUGGGCCCUUUGACCCCUAUAUUAAUGCCAAGGUGUGUACACAGUGCUGCUGAAACAACAUCUCCUUUUGAAGUGCUUCUUUGCUUUACUGCUCUGCUCUGCUGUGUUCUGCUGUGCUUGGGUUUGGUUUGUUGCUGCUGCUGCUUGCGGGGCCACUCUGCUGCACAGAUAUGAGGCUUUUUUUAUUUGCUGCUGGCUUUCUGCUCAUGUUUGCUUUACGCUCCAAGUUAUUGAGAUGUUUAAACAUAAGUCGCUCUGCCUCACAACACACACUUCACAGGGGGAUAUCACUCGGUUACAUGUAAAAACACCAGAGUAGUAGCCAGGGUCAGGGGGAAGACAACUCUUCAUGAUGUCAAGUUUUUUUGUUUAUUAGAGCCGAUGUUGGAGAUUUGUGAGUCUGAAUGUUUCUUAUGUUUCUUGCAUAAUAAGCAGUUCAGUUUUCUGAGAGUCACAUUCACCAGGGGAAAAUGUUAACCAACUCAAGCCAGAUACAUGUGAAAGCAUAACGAUAUCAACAGCUGAAGGUUUAUAAUAAACAGGAAGUCCUGAUGCAAAGGAAGUUUGGUUAAGUUCACUGGAGGCUUGAAUGAAAUAAAAUCAAAGUUACCUCUUUGAGUAGUUGACACAACUUCAAAACAAAAGCACAAUGAGGAAACAAAGGUUUGAAAACCCAAACAGACUUUUUUCUCUGGAGAGAUUUCAGGAAGUGCUUUUAAUAGAUAUAUUUCAUAUUUUGUUUUUUCUGCAGCAGGUUUUCUAUUGUCUAGAUUUCAGUGACAUGUGUGACAAUUAUUGCUCAUGCUGACUGAAUUGAUGAUCUGGUCUGAUCUUACAUGCAUAAUGAAAUGGAAAAAUUAAGUUGUUCUGGUUUAAACCACAUCAAACUACACUGAACCAAACGGGACCACUUGGUGGAAUCUUGUUUUGUUUGUUUGUUUGUUUGUUUGUUUUUUAAUCCAAAAUAAAUGCCAGACUUUCAAUUUAUAGGUUUAUGAAUUGCUUAAAAACUGAGUGUGCAUUAAAAAACAUGAAUUGAUAAUGGUGUAAACUCGAGUUUAGCUUCUAGUUUAAUAUUAUUUUGGAUAUUUUUAUUUUCUAAUUGCUCAGUGUUACUAAAAAUGUAAAAAUAAGAGAGUUCACACAAAUAAUGCAAAAUACCAAACACUCAACGAGCCAAUUUUUCCGUAGUUUGCUUAUUUCCCUUAUUUCUUCAUCCUCAUCAGCUUUCCAAGAAGACCUGCAAGACGGUAUGAUGGGUAUCAAAACCCCUCUUCUUAAGAGCAGGGUUGUUUUUUUUUGUUUAACCUCGACACAUGAUCAACUAAUGUGCUACCUCUCACCAAAGUGUUUUAAUUACCCUCUCAAACUGAAUCCUAUCUUAACAUCUUCCACCUUUCCCACCAGUUUUCACACCAGUAAACCUUUGACCCAGACGAUCAGAUUAAGAAUGAAAGGAGAAACUGGUGAAUUAAACUAAAAACAAGUGUUCAAUCAUUCACCAUGUAACAGUUUCUGUGUGACGAUCAAGACAGCAUCCGCCUCAAAAUGCAGAACUGGUUUGUGCAAGAAAAUGAGACACUCAGUCUGACAAAGCGGUGAUGAGUGUAGUCAGCGGGAAAUUAUGUUCAUCCACUGACCAUGUAAGGCGUCAUAAUGCUGAUCUAAAAAAAAAAGAAAAAAGAAGCUCCUCUAGCCUGCUGCGGCGAGAUGAAGCAAACGCAAAGCUCUGCCUUCUCAGAGUUCAACCAUCAAAUCAGAAGUACCGCUGAAGCAGAAGUGCCUCUAUAGAAGGAAACCAAAAGGUCUCUCUAGAUAAGACAAACGAGACAACUAUGAAGCCGAAAGCACCCUCAGCAAACAAUGAUCUAAAGACUGUAACAAAGUCGCUCAAAAUGAAACUCACAGCAAACAACCUCAAGCUAACACACAGCAACAUGAUCAAGAGGUGAUUGCAAUUACCUGGAGCCUUGUUUUACACUCCAAACCAACCAAAAUAACACUCUGAGACAUGAGAGGCGCAUUUUCGCUCAUAACACCAUGGCCUAAAAAGAAAUGUCACCCCUGCAGCGCUCUAUUUAAAGGAGUGUGGACCCGUGCUUUACUCUUCAUAUAUAUUUUAUGUGACUCAUCUGGACUACCUAUGACUACAUCAGGUGUUUUCUGUUUGGGUCAGAUACUCAGGGAAGCCCCUGCUACAGUCUGUCUGCAUGAGGAGAGAGACACACUAGAGCUGACAGUGCCUCUAAGCCUCAGAGUGAGAGCAGCGUGGACAUGUUGGUUCCUUCAUGAUUGUGUUUCAAGUGAGCAGAGCUGGAAACCCAACCGGUCUGGAGAUAAAGCCGCGCACUAUUUUUAAACAUUGUCACAUUUCUGCAGGGCUAAUCUUCUUAGUGUUUGGGUAGGAAGGGAGGAUUUCUCUAAUGCUGCGAUAUAUCGGACUGUGAGUUUCUGUUUGAGUCUGUUUUGUAGAUGGUUUGGUGGUUUGCUUAGAUAAGGGAUGAUAUCUCGACACAAACACUCUCAGGAUACCUUUUUGACCGCUACCUGGUGGUGAUUCUGAAUAAUUGAAGCUUUGUUAUGAAUAAAUCACAAACAUGGAUGUAGUGUGGUUGUAGUUGUGGAUGUGUUGUGGUUAUGCCUGAUGGCGUCAUGUGACUGAGUGGGCGGGGUGUGGUCUGCUUCCCCUCUUAUCACACUCCAGGACCAGAGAGCCAUCUCAUGAGGGGGGGGAGUGGGGUGAGGAGGGUGGGAGGUUUUUCAGUGUACCGGUCUCUUUGCAUCAGCAUCAAAGAGAGACCUCCAUGCCAUGCUUGUGUGUUUGUGUGAGUGUGUAAAUAGCUGUAUUUGCCCCCCGCCUCCCGGUUUGUGCCUGAGAGCUCCGAUGCUGAGGAGAGGAGGAGGCAGGGUGUUGUCAUAGCAACCGUGAGAUGGCUUAUUGGACGUUACAGUGAUGGUUGGUGACCCAGUGGAGAGAUGUGGUGUUUCUGCUGAGUGAGACAUGAAAGGCUUGUGAUGGAGCUUUUAAUGGGGUCCAGGACUCAUGGUGAAUUGGGGUUGAGGGGUCCCUUUAGGGGUACUCAGGAAACCAGCCUGAACUGGGUCCAAUAUUUUGAUUCAGGAAACUAUCCGAUGGACUGUAUCUUCAUUUAAACCUUUGUAUUUCUCUCAGUAGUAGUUUCCUGAGUGGGUUUGCCUCUUUGACAUUUGGAUGCCCUAGAAUAGAAGUGCUAAACACUGAACACAAGACUGGACCUUGACUGACUUUGACAAGUGAAUAUCACUGAAUAACACAGAUUUAUUGAAUAGUGUUUUAGAGAUUCUUUGCCACAUGAGUUUCAUCUGAAGCUGGAAUAAAAAGUGUUAGAAAUUAUCAACCAAUUAAAGGUGGGGUAGGCAGGAUCUGAGAAAGUGCCAGUUUUUGGGAAAAAAUCUUGAAUCUUGAAUUUCACCAGCCCAACAGUGAUAUAGUUAUAUUCCCAAAUGUCUUCAAUAACUAAUAGCUAUUGACUGAUAUUAAAAGCUUUUUUUGUGUACACACCACAAAAAAAGAUGCUUCUUUAAUGAAAUCCUGCGUACCCCACCUUUAAAUGAAAUAUGAUAUAUUCUUUGGCCACAACUCACCAACAACUUAACUAUCCAACUGGAUAGCACUCGACAAAGCAGUUGACUGUUUAUUCAGUAUCGGUAGAGAAGGUAUGAAAGACAGAAGCCAGUCGAAGUAAUCGAUGACAGAUAAAAAGUGACCCCUCAAAAUGUACCUCAAAAAAUACAAAAACUUUUUGACUGACAAAAUUUAUCAAGUCACACAGAAAGCUAGGGAACAAAGUGACAUGAAACCAAAUGUUAUCUGGACCAGAACCUUUAUACCUAUCAAUUGAACCAGCACAAGGCUAAGCUACCAAGCUAGCCACCGACUAAAGCAGAGUUUCUUUCUGUUAUAGGAGUAUUACACAACAAUAUAUCGAUACUAGCGGCAGAUUCCAGUAUUUACAUGCUCUUCCUCACUAUGCUGCUCUUACGAUUUCAUUAAAGGUAAGAAUUGCAUAGUGGUAUACAGACAAACACAUGCUACUAGCCUCCCAGUGACAUACCAAUGACCACGUCAUAUGACAUGCUGCUCAUCUACCAGCAUGUGGUGAGACAUACCGCUGUCAUAAGGUGGGUCAUGCCAUUGGCCAUUAUUGGGUCUUGGCGCUGCGACAUAUUUUCUCAUAAACCCAAGAGAAUGUCACUUAAAUGAUAACUUAAUCCCAACAAUCAUUGUAAUCAUAAGGACUUUCAACGCUUUAACUUUUUCUUUUACUUUUCUUCCACUGUAAUUAUUUAAAUUUGCCUAACUUGUUCAGGUCUAAUUACAUUCUUUUUGUAAAAGGCAUUACCAAAGACAUGGGAAUAAUAAUGUCCAGAAUCAUGACUAAUGACUCAUAAAACUGUGAAUGUCUGAAAACAUUAAAUAUCAUGAUCUGCCUGACAUGAUAUAUAGACGUAAGAGCUGCACUUAACAGAGGAGUUCAUGUCCCGAAUGAGACUUUUUAAGUUGUGAUUGUACAGGCUUUUCCUGGCUUCAGCAGAGAGGAUUAUGAUGAUUCUCCUCAUUGACCUCUUUAAUGUUAAUUGCCAUUCAUUCUGUGUGUUUCUCUAAUAGGAUAUAGCCCCUUAGUCAGCCCACACUCUCAUCACGCUACCUCUCACCCAGGCUCCAUCUCUUUAUAUAGGUCACAUGUCUAAUGCAAUAUAUGUUUAGAUGAAAUCCUCUGACCCGGGCUCACAUGUACAGCUGCUCUGACAUUAACUCUGUCAUGGUUUUCACAAUCCAUUUCCCCCGGACGAAUCCAAACAGCAUGAAAUUAAUCUUCGACAAAUGUCAAAUGUGUGGCAUUUAGUUGUAGGAAUAAGAGCAGAUUUUGGGGGAAUUGUGGUGAAUUAUUUCAACAGGAGAUGGAUCAUGUGUGUUUGUGUCAGGAUUGGUGUGCAGCAUCUCAAAGGCUGACAUCAGGAGAGUCUGUGUUGGCAGCUGCAAGAAUAAUUUCUCGGACUUGGUCACCUCAUUAUCAGUGAAGCAGAGUUUCCCUUCCUUCCUCUGGGUGCAGCGCUCGCAGCCUGCCAGCGCGCUCAUUUAUCCCCCUGUCUGUCACAUCAGAGUCCAACGCCACAUCAUACCCCCCCAACACACAAACAUUUCCCUUUACCUUCUGCUCCCUGCUGCCUCUUUCGUGCCAAGAAAAGUGUUUUGAGAAGAUUUGACGAGCCCUCGGGGGGACAUGUUGACAUGUUGUUGUUUAACAUAAGGAUUGGGAUCUCUCCAUUGUCAUGCAUUCACGUUUGCAAAUUUUUAGGGUGUGUCUUCUUGGAUGGCAGUUGGAGACAGUUGGAGAGGAGCGUCUCAAAGCAAAGAUGGCGAUCAAAGAUUUUAAAGGUUAUCUGUGUUUAUGACUGGAAAUUUGGUCCCAUUUAAUCAAGAGGACUAUGAAGGUAAAACUGAUCUUGUAAAAGGCAGAACAAUUUCACUCUACAGAGAAUGAAAGUGAUGGCAAGAAGCCAGUUUGACAUUCAUGUCAGGUCUGCAGGGCCUGUUUUUUUAAUCCACUAUCAGAGUCGGCUUUAUAUUGUUGUCGCUGAACAAUAGAAAGAGGGAGCUUGGCUGGAUAUUCAUUUUGGCCUCUUGACACAUAGAUAAAAGUUUAACUUUUUUCCUGUUGAUUUUUCUCCACAUAUGUUUUUGCAUUAUUACUUUAUAAAAAACUUACAUGAUCAAACUAUGAUCUGAGUUGUUGACAGUGCAAAUUUAUGCCAGUUAAAGCUCCUGUAAGGAGUUUUUGGCAAGUCAUGAAUUAAGCUGAAAUGAAAAUUUAUUCUCCGUUUUUGACCUAAAAAUGCAAAUAGGGCCGUCAACAAGCAGAGAGAGUACAUCUGUACAGUUAUCUUUAAUGUCUGAAAACAUUGAGGGUUGUAAGACCAACUUCUGAUAGACCUGUACUUUUACACACCUGUAAGAGUAGAGGUGUACAUUGAAGUUAAAGUUUUACUUCUGCAGGAACAUUUACAGAGUGUUGGCCUUUUUCCAAGCUCGUUCAGUUCUCCUUCUCCAGGAUCCUGAACUCAUCAGCUCUGCUACUGUUGCCUGGAUUGCAGGACAGGAUGUUAUUACACUUCUCCCUAUCAGUGAUGGUAACUCUUUAAGCUGUCUUGUCCUCUACAAGUAUGUACAGCGUCUGCUAAACCAAAUGAGGACAUUAUUUUGGGUAUUCAGUGUGGAAUUGUAAAAUGGGGCUAUUUUGCUAGAAGUGCAGAUGACACCUACCCCAUCACACCAGUUUCAGGAAUCAAAAAUUACAACAUAGAAAUCAUUAUUCUAGUCAGUGAUGGUCUUGUCUGCUUUUGCAUGAAAUGAAAAGCUUUCAAAAUGAAUUUCGGCUGAUUUCAUAGAUGUUAAAAAACUCCUUAUAGUAGCUUUAAGCAGAUAUGAGUGGCUUUAAAUGCAUUUGUCAAAAACUCAAAUCAUUUAAAUGCCCAAAUUUCUGAUAGAAAUCACUGUCUUACAUGUUAUUAAGCCUUAAUGAUAGGUUUCUUUGCUCAAAAUACCAAAAUGGGAGGCCUCUCCAUGAGCCUGAGAGGACUGCUGUGUCAUACAUUUUUAAAUCACUCCUUAAUCUCUCCCACAAAUCAAAAAAUUGGAGACACCUUGUGCUUGCAUGUGUGAGCCGUGAUUCAGGGAUUUCAGCUUGUGACAGUCUGAGCAGGCAUACACAAGCCUGGGCGGCCCUUUGGCACUCAAGCUGCAACAGCUGCUCAACCCACCCCACCACCACCACCUCAUCCACCACCAUCAAGCACUACUACUCCAGCGGCCAGCGGCCAGGCUGACGUAACCGCUGCCUCGCUCUGCUGCCAGCCCGCGCAUCACGUGACAGAGGUCGCUAGUCAAACCGUGUUAGCAUCUUCCAGCCGCAGGUUGUGAGAACCAUAACAUCCUCCGCUCUCUCUGUCACUGCGAGGCUCGUCCCCCUCCCACGUUGACGACUCUGCAGCAUGCAAACACAAUGCUGUGUGAUCUCCAGAUGUUUGUGGUUAGGGUGAGCUUUAUCAAUCACCAGUGGAGAUCUUAAUCUUAAUCUACUGAAUAUAUGCCACAUGAGUUUCUACAUGUUUUGCCUGUGAACUUUAACUGCGUUGUAUGUAACCUAAUCCCUUCCUUAGUUUGGCUGCGAGUCAUCAGUGCCAUUUUGUGCAAAAGCCUAUAGAGCUUUGUCUUGUUGCUACAUGAUUGUUUGACUGUUCAUGUGGACUGUGGCGGCAUUGUGCAGAUAAGAAUGGUUCUUUUAACAGAGAGAGACGUCGUACUGGAGCUCUGAGUCCUUAUUACAUAAUACAAAAGCUUUGCACUAAAACGGCAAAUUCAUCAGUAUUAAUUUCUUCUUCUUUUCCUUUGCUGCUGGAUCUGCUAAAUCCAAUAAGACCAAGCUAUCCAUUUUACUUUUACCCAACUGAGUAUACUGAGAGAAUACAGGGGUCUGAGAUUCUUCUUUGUGACCUCAAAACAACUAAAGUCCUGAUUUAGUUUUAGGUUCAGGGUGGCCUUUAAUAAAAGUAAAGGCAUGUACGUAGCUGUUCAAAAAUUAUGUAUUUGUUUUUGUUUCUUGCAUUACAACAAUGUCAGUGCAACUCCCGUGAUUUCAAGUUCAAGUGCUUCCAAAUCAUGACAUCAGCAUUAUAUGUCUGCAAACGGCAGACCUGUUCUCACAUUAUUGGUAUUGCAUCAGUUCUUAUCAGAUAACAGAUAAUGAAACUAAACAAUCAGAAGUUAUAUUGAUGUGAUAAUUGUGUAAUUACAAUACAUAAGUGAGGUGUGAUAUGUCAACAUUUGUUUGAUACUUUUAACAUCAAAUUUUCUAUGAAUAACGGAUCCAGGAAGGGUAAAUAAAUGUAAUUUGUUUAUCUAUCUAUCUAACCUCAGUGAGGUCCCUCCAUCUGAAACACUAUUUUUUAUAUGCUGCUGCGAAAAUUUCUUGAAAUCCCACCUCUGAAAGUUGUUUGUUCAGAUAAACAGCGUGAAUUCUUCCCUGUCAGGCGAGGGAGGUUAGUAGCGGGGGGAAAAAGCCUCAGGAGGAAGGAAAUGACACCAAAAGCAUGUGGAGGUCACGUUGAGGUGUUUACAACAUGAUGGUGAAUGGUACUGACCCUCUCUGUGGUGACAGUUGAGCCUUUAUACCAGUAAUAGAUGCAAACAGUCAAGAGUGCAGACAUCUUUGCUUGUCCUUUGGAGGAUGAUUCCUCUCUGUUGACCAUGUUUUUUAUUCGUCCUGUGAGGUUUCACACCACUCACUCAAUAUAAAAACCAGUCACUAUUUCCUUUUGCCCCUUUUAUCAGCUGAUCCUGACUUUGUGAAGAAUUUUUCACUCAGACAGUAGCAGGAAAAAUCUGGGAUAAAGUGGGAGUAAAAAUUUUCUGUGUUCACACAUGCAGCUCAACCUGAAAACUUUUGUGUUUUUUAAAGUAUUUUUUACAUGUGUGAAUUAGGGCUAGGACAAUAUGCUGAUCUCAAAAUUCGAUUCCUCUACGAUUUUUUAGAUGCUGAUUCGAUUUAAAUUGCGAUUCUACGAUAUUGUCAAUAUUCCUGAUUUUUAGUCUGCAUUUUUAACGCCAGUGAAAUAGUUGAAUGAUGAUGAUUGUCUACUGACUAUUUCAGGAACCAUAUUUCCCCAAAAAAUACACAUCACAUGUAGGUACGUUGUUAAGAUUUAUUCUUAAAUUUAAAAGAAAAAACAAUUUUGAACAUAAAAAUUGAUGUAAAAAUUGUAAAGCAAAAAAUUGCGAUACGUGAAUCGAUCAUAAAUCUGUAUUCAAACUAGGGGUGGGAGAAAAAUGAAGUAUUUUUGAUUUAAGAUUUAUGUUCGUGAAAGCACAUAUUUCAACUUUUUAAUUGUACUAAUGAGAAAAGUUUUACUCAACAUUUUUUUUAAUCCCUAUAAUUAAAAAGAUAAGGAGGAAAAUAUGAAAAAUUGUGAAACGGAAAGGCAGAGGAUAAACAGUGAUGUUAUAUGGAGGUGUUUUGAAGUUUCUGCAGAGGCCCUGUGGCGGCAUGUGUCCAACAUGUGAAUAACAUCAGAUCAUAGCUCACAUCAAAGGAGGGAUGGUGAGGCUCAGUAUCUCAUAGCUGCUUGUUUUCUAUCAGUGAGUCAGGUGUGUGGUCAGCCGUGUUUAAUGUGAUCAGAUGCCGCCUGACACAGUGAUAUAGAGCCCUGACCAUCACACUGACAGCAGAAACACUGAACGCCAUCCCAAGAGUUCAAAGGAUCACUCUGUCAUGUGCGUCUUUUAUUUCUCUCUUGUUUUUGUCGUGUGAAACGGCUUCAUGUUUUACUUACACUUACAAAAACUUCCCUCGCCCUGUGUUUGCUGCUUUGUGUAAAUCAUUGCAUGCUAGAUUACCUCAGAUUACUGUUGAAGCAGCAGACCUGCGUAUCUGAGGAGGUGAAUCAUGCUGAUGUCAUGGCAGCAUGUACAUUUGCCUGCUGUGCUGAGGUCAUCUGAACACUCAGAGUAAACGUCUCUUUUAAAGCUGUGGUGAAUGUUUGAUGGUGUGUCAUAGAUGGAGAACAGUGUACUCUUAUUAUUAUUAAUGUCUCUUUGUGAGCAUGUGAUUCCGGUGUGCAAACAGCAGAAAGAAGAAUCCCAAAUUCAGCUGAUAAAACCACCCAAGCAGCCGAGGAAAGCUGAGGUCUCUUUUAUUUACUUCUUAGAAUAAGCCUCUUUGAAAGUCUCUUUUUUUUUUACCCCGUCUGUUUUGUUCAAACAAAACAAAAGUGGGUUUUCCUUUUUUCCUCAGCCAGCCACUGUGCUCCUUCUUUUGAGAGGCAGGUGUCGUUUUGUUUCUCGAAGCCCCGCCUCCUCUCUCUGCUCAAGCUGUGACCUGCUUUGACAAUAAGGCAAAAUACUCUUUCCUUUUUUUAUUUUCCUUCAUUCUUCAACCUUUCCCCUCUCUCCUUUUCUCUCUUUUUUCUUUUAUUUCCUUUCUUAGUGCUUUCUCUUAAUUUCCCUUCUUUUCCACUUCUGUCUCUCUCUACUUCUCUAUUUUCUCUCUUCACAUUCAUCUCUUUCUUCCUCUUUAUUCUUUCUUUGUCUCUUUUUCUCCAUCCUUUUCUCUUUUUCUCUUUCUGUUCUCAGUCUGGUGUUCUCUUUCUCUGUCUUUUCUCAUGCUCUCUAUUUCAGUUCAAUUAAAUUUAAUUGGCUUUCUCGCUUAUCCCUCUCUCUCUUUUAGCCUUUCUUUCCUUCCUCUUCCUCUCUCUCUCUCUCUCUCUCUCUUCCUCUAUGUCUUUAUCCUUUGAAUACCUGCUGGUCCCAUCUGUCUCCAGGUCUUUGUCAGACCCUCACUGAAGGGUCCACUGACACCUGUCCCAAACUGCCCUGUUGCCCCCUCCUCCUCCACAUGACAUCCCAUGUCCAGCGGCACAGCUGGCAUGUUUCUCUGGGGUCGCCCCAAAGCUGGCAUCAUGCGUGUCCGUGUGGGGGCCUCUGGUGCCAGCUGUCAGUCCUUUUGUAGGUGGGUCUGUGAGUCUGGAAUGAGUGACUCUUGGGGCAUGUGGUUGUACAAAAGCUUGAAUAACCCGCCACACCCUUUAAAACACAUCAUGUAAACGGAGCGGUGGAGCUGCAGAGUUACACAGCUUUUAUUUACCGAUUACUGUGAAUCACAUGCUUUCAAUCCUGUCACACCUUAAGAGAUUCAGGGCUGUGAUUGUGUUGUUUAUUCACUCUCUGCAGCUGUUAUUUUCUGCUCCAAACAUGGUGGUUUGACUUCUUUUUUUGAACCAAAGUUUAAAUAUCUCUGCAUAAAAACAACCCAGCCCCACAGUCUGAAUUAUGGCCACCAUGUUGGGAUUGUGUGUCACUUGUUUGAUCGCCACAGUUCAGCUCUUGGGUUAAAGGGUUCGCCCCCUGCUGGUUGUCGUGGGUAAGGAGAGUAAACAGUGCUGCAGGCUCACAGGUCUGUUAGGCAUUGAUCGCGUUGUUGCCGGAGAGUCAUUAGAUCCAUUAAGCUCGGCUUACUGAGUCAAACUUUUAAUUGCUGUUUGGCAGCUUGUCUAUUAGCUGCUUGAUUUGCAACUCAGGUCAGCAGCAGAGAUGAGAUCAUCAGUUAGAGAUGUUCCCAGAAUGAAUUGCCAUGAUUGAUCAACACUUUUACUUUGAUGGAUAUCAUUUAGUUACAGGCUUGAGUCAUACUAUUGUAUAUAUUUGCACCAUGACUGUCAAUUUUAUAUACUUUUACAGAGUGUCACAACUUUUUUCUUCCUAUUCAAGUGGCUUGAAAGUAAACUGAGAUAGAGUUGCAUGUAAUUUGUACAGUAAUAUCUAAUUUUGAAACAAUUAGGCAUCAACUAAUAGAAAUUUAAUCUAUAUUUGUUUUUAAAUUCAUUCACCACUCGUCAUGUGACAGAAUUUUGCUUAUUCCUUGUGUGUAAUAUGAAUAUUUUGGAGGUUUGGACUCGAUUUUAGACCAGUAAGAUAUCUAGAGAUGUCCCCUUGGCCUAUAAGAACAUUAGUUUGGCAUUUUUUUACUAUUUUUUUCCAUUAAAAGGACCAAGAUUAAUAAAAAAGACUAUGUCUGUAAAAUCGCAGCAUUAAGAAGUGAUUCUCUUCUUUUCUUUAUUAGUUCUAAUUAAUUAGAAACACAUCAAUGCAAAUAAAUGUAAGACGUCAGCUUAUACAACAUACAGCGGUGAUUAUAAAUCUAGAAUAAUCAGUCAUUCGCUCAAAUGACUUGUGAUUCUUGCGCUGACUAGUGAUGUUGAUGACUUCAGGUGAUUUAACGCACACAUCAGUUCUCAUUUAAGGUCAGCAGCGUUCUCAUUUCUUUGCCACAGUGGCCCAUGUCUUUGCCUAUGACCCUUUAUACUGCCGCCUCUGGUGCCCACUACCAUCACCAACACCUGUCCUCACUCGUCCGUGUGUGUCUGCUCUGCUGGUCCUCCACCUUCAUACAUCUCCUAUCUGCUCUGCCAGAUAUUCCCUCCAGGCUUCAUAUCGGUGCUUUCUCAUCGCCUUUUGUCCUGCAAAUGUUAGGGUCUCUGUGUGCUCAUUGAUUUAACCCCCGAAGACUCCCCUGAGUCUCCUCUUCUAACUUAUUAACAGACAUGAAUCAGCUUAUGCCCUUUUCCUUGUGCCUCUCUCUUUUGUCCUUGUUUCUGUUUUUCACGCGCUGCUCCUGACCUGCUCGUGCUUUUUCAACAGAACAAUGACAACGAGACGCCGCUGCACUGCGCCGCGCAGUACGGUCACUCAGGGGUGGUGCGGCUGCUGCUAGAGGAGCUGACAGACCCCACCAUGAGGAACAACAAGUUUGAGACCCCUCUGGAUCUCGCUGCUCUGUACGGCCGUUUGGAGGUGGUCAAGCUCCUGCUCAGUGCCCACCCUAACCUGCUCAGCUGCAACACCAAGAAACACACGCCGCUGCAUCUGGCCUCUCGGAAUGGACACCUGUCUGUGGUGGAGGUGCUGCUGGACGCAGGCAUGGACAUCAACUAUGAGGUACAUGCAAGCUUGAGAAAAUUCUGUUGCAAAUGUUUCUUCACAUGCUGUCAUGGCUCAAAUAAUGUUGGGAAACUUAAUCUGCUCCGGCAGCACUUCCUCUCGCUACUUCCUACGACCACAAUGAGAUUAAAUGUGAAAGUCUUAAGCUCUCAGUUUGCAGAGGAGCUGAUGUGCUAUCAAAGCAGAGCCGGCCUUGCUCCCCCUAGUGGACCCUGUGGCUCAGACUCUGAAACAAACUGUGCCUCCCGCCUUUUUUCCCCCUUUUAUCUGCCCUAUUUUCCAUCGCACCGAGCAAGGGGAGUCUAGCUCGUGUCCUUCAGGCUUUGCAUCCUGCAGGUUUCAAUUAGCAUGGCCCUGUGAGCUGGAAAAUGAUCUGCUUUGACUCCUCAGCCACAUAAUUGUCAGUCGAGAAGUGGCCCCAAAAAUCCGGUAGUCACCAUGCACUGUUUAUGUAAGCGAAUUGUGGGUGCAGACGCAGGACAGCUGCAGGUUUAACUAAGUCUGACUCAUCUGGGAGUCGCAGGAGGAAAUAAACAUGAGCUUUAAUUUUCAUAAUAUUCAUAUUCAUGUCAACUCUCUCUGUGCCUCUGGUUGUUUAUGCUUCUGUGUUUUUCUUUGCAGACAGAGAAAGGCAGCGCCCUUCAUGAAGCUGCCUUGUUUGGGAAGGCAGAUGUCGUGCAGAAACUUCUUAGUGCAGGUUGGUGCAACAUAAGCAAGAUUUUCAUCACUCUAAAAUAAGAAAAACAGCAUCUAAUACUUAACGUUUUUUUGUCAUUUUGCCAGGUAUUGAUGUGAAUAUUGUCGACAAGAAGGGUCUGACAGCGCUGGACACUGUCAAAGACAUGCCCUCCCAGAAGAGCAGAGAGAUAGUUGCACUCGUCCUCGGUAAAAUAAAAAAAAGAGAGAAAGAGCAGAGAAGAGAUGUGCUUGGUAAAAUCCUCUUGAUUUCACAUGAACCAGCUGUGAUACAAUCUGCUGUUCGUCUGUUGCAGGUCACAUGACUGGAAAACCCCCUGACAUCGACCUCCCCCCUCCACCGAUCCCACCGCCUCAGGAGAGUCCAAGUCCCCGGAAAAAAGGUAAAAGUUACCAGAUGUUUGGAAAAGCUGCAGCAACAGUUUUAUUAGCAGAGAAAGGAAACACAAAAGCAGAGCUGCUUAGAUUUCUCUUAUAAUAUUUGUCUAUGAAUGCGCUUUUGUUUGUAGGUGAUCUGGAGAAGGUGAGCGAGCUGAUCUCUGGGCUGGCCCCAGGUCCAGAGGAGGAGAGUCCGUAUGAAGCUCUGUUUGAAGCCACCUCCUGCCACUCUCUGGACAGCCUUACCAGUGGGAAAUCCUCUGACAGGGACUCAGGACGGCCGGAUAGUGAAGCUGGAAAGGUAUGCAGGCAAACACUUAAACAUGGAGGGGAGCUGUUCUAUAUAGACUGGAGAUGAAAUGCACAACUCCCACUAGAGGGGGAUAGUGGUCUUCUAUCUACAUGAGCGGGAUUGAGGCCCCCUGAGUGAUACACUUUUUGAGUUCAGAGAGAAGAUGCAAAAUAUCCCUUUACUGAGCCAUUAAAAUAAACUUUAAACAGAUUGAUUAUUGACUUUAUAUUCAUUAUGUUUUAUUUUUGUGAUAAUUUACAGAAAGAUCGUCUGGUUCACUCAUCACACCCGGGUCCUGGUCAUGAUGAAGAGGUAAGCUCAGAUCACAGACCCCAGAUGGUCAUACAUGUAUGGAAUAGAUGCAUUAAUUUUUCGUCACUGUAGUCAUUAGUUUUUAAACAACAUCAUUAGAAAACGAUUGUAUGCCAGUGAGGACGCUUGUGCUUUUUAGCCACAAGCCCUGUCAUGACUGUCCUCUUCACGACUACCGCUCAAAUCAAACAACUUCUUCAUAAAUAUUCAUGCGAGUGCAGCCUGGCAGAGAGGCAGCAGGGGCAAAAAAAGGAGGAGAAGUGAAGUGGGAAAAGAGCGAAGACAAAAUCAGAGAAACCUGUCUGGAUUUCUUUAAUGUAACUGACCAUAGAGAGGAUGUAUUGUUCGAGCUUUUCUCACAGUUUUAUUCGCCGAAGGGGAUAUUUGGAGAUCAUGCUGUACGUCUGUGUCUCAAGUUUUCUUUCUUUUUCUCUGCUUCCUCUUUUUUUCUGUUUCUUCAGGCCCUCUUUACAAACAGCAGCAUAGAUGAGAGAGGCGAGCGGGAGGAGGAGGAGGAGGAUCACACGUAUGAGUUGUUGCUAACGGCGCAGACCAAAGUCCCACAGCCCAGUCAUGAAUCCCAAUCCAGUAAAGGUAAAUGUCGUCAUAGCGAUAAAGAAAAGAGAAAGUCGUAACAUAAAAAUGAUAACAGGAUUUUUAUGUUUGUAGAGAUGUGUCUUGGUAAACUUCACUCCAUCUCUUUACUGCUUCUUUGUCCACUGGUGUCAUUCCCAGCAGGAUUACAGCCAAGCAAUUAAAACUCUGCUGUUGCUUUCCAAGAACAACAAAACACAUUCCCAACCUAACAAGCUUGACAGCACACACACACAAACAUGACCAAACCUCUCCCGUGGCUGCGCGUGACGUAUGAGCAGACCUUCGGUUGUGGUCGAUGAAUGGCACUGCAUGUAAUUGGAUUAAAUGGGAUUAAAUUAGAAGGCCAUUUGAAUCCACGGCUGUUGAUGUAUAUGUUUUAAAAGCAGACCCUCGGGCCCUGGAGCUUAGUCAGCCUCUGUGGCAGCCAUUAAAAAACGUCACCCAGCUUAAGGAUGGGAGUUUGAUUGCUGAUGUCACCAGGCCCACUCUGUGAGGAUAAUUUAUGGUGUUAGAAAAAGGGAAUCUUUUCUGUCCCGAGUCAUCCCGGCACAUAAACGAUCCAUUUUCCAUCUGUUUUAAAAGUACUACAUCAUGUCUUUGCUGUUUAAACAGCAGGAAGAUUAACCUGACGAGUGUCUGACAGAGUCUGAUAUUUCCUAUGCAUAAAACAUGAUUUUCUUAUAGAUCGCUCUUUCUCUUGGCAUAAUGUCCCUUUUACACUCAGAACAGGCAAAACAUUGUUUCUUACUCAUAGGCUGUAUGAAUGAAUAGACAAUAUAAAUACUGUAGAAUAAAGAGGCCAAAACAUUAGGAGCAUUCUGUACUGUAAGGCUACUGUAAUUAUGAUUCAGCCUGCCUCCUCCAUGUGAACAGAUGGAACAUGCGUCAACCUUAAAAAUGAAAAUACUCUUAAAUAGAAAUGUCUCUUAAACAUGAUUUUCUUAUAGAUCGCUCUUUCUCUUCGCAUAAUGUCCCUCUUACAGUCAGAACAGGCAAAACAUUGUUUCUAACUCAAAGGCUGUAUGAAUGAAUAGAAAAUAUAAAUACUGUAAAAUAAAGAGGCCAAAACAUUAUGUAAUGUAACAUGUAGUUACGAUUCAGCUUGCCUCCUCCAUGUGAACAGAUGGAACAUGGGCCAACCUUGAAAAUGAAAAUACUCCUAAAUUGAAUGUCUCUCAAACCUGAUUUUUGUCAUUAUCAUUAAUAAUUAUAAAGUAGAUUUAUUUCCAAUUUGAAUUUCCUGAGAAGUUUAUUAUUAUUAAGUAAUUUCGGUGCCAUAAAAAGGGAUAUAAUACCAAAUUUUGCUUUUUUAUUUUUUUUAGAUUAGUAAAAAUGAAGAGGUGAAAAUAUAACAAAUGCUACCACAGGCUUAAAAGCGACACAUCAAUCCAAUGUUGUACAGUGAUUUGACUGUCAUGAUCUUUAACGCCUUCACUUCUUUGCCUUCCCUGUUUCUAGAUGAGAAAACCACUACACAGUCUUCCAACAGUGUCCUACCUCAGGUGAAUAUACCAUCCUUUUUUCUCUUUCUUCUCAUAUAUUUUACAUCUCUACCCUUAAGUCAAGAAAUUUUUUACUCUUUUGAAACGCACGCCAGCUGUCCCAUCCUUUUGCGAAAACCCCCCUGCAAGAACAAGCUGUACGAAAAUGAAAAGGGUGGAGUUUUGACAGUCAGAGAGCCGUAUCCCUGCCGCAUUUGAAUUGCAUAUCUAGAGCAUGACCAUAUGACUAUAGCAGGUUAUAUAAUAAAGAUGAAGGUCCCUUGGCAGUCAGAGUUUGAGUCAUAUGUCAGCAGAAGGCACAAGUCAUCAUAAAUCAGACCCUUGUAACUUGGCCUGCAUGUAAACCUGCCUGCUUUAUUUAUCGCUCCAUCCUAUCUGAUUUUAAAGCAUUUUUCAAUUUAUCAUGCAGUUAGCAGCUUUUAUUAUCCCUGCCACCCACCUGCAACACCACCUGCUGCCCACAAUAUCUGCUUAUGUCUUUUAUUUUGAGGGGUUAUUGGAUUAGCCGCUCUCCUCAGCAGCCUAAUCAUAAUAAAAGAGCAGUAUAGUGUCCUCUGUCCUGAUCUACAGCCUUGAGAGUUGAGGUGCAGCAUAGCUAAUGUAGGCAGACCUGAAGACAUCUGUGUAUCACCUAGAAUCACCCUGGUUUGAGUCAAACUUCAUCUUUAUUGUCCUUAAAACCAGAUAAAAAAGCAUAAACCUGAUGGAAAGAUGAUAAAUUGUUGUUUAAUUUGUAGAUGGAAUAAAACCUGUUUCUUUUCUGUUUAAUUCUAGCGUAAACCCACUGCCCCAAACAACCUCAGAGCCCCCAGCAAGACGAAAGACUCCUUGCACCCUCCUGGCAGGGUGGGCCUGCGAGCUUCAGGGGGUGAGUUUUAUCACUGUCGCUCAGAUUUUAGUAACCUAAGAUGGAACAACAACUGCUCGCUGCAACGCUGCGUGGGAAAGAAGAGCUGCAGCAGACACAUUACACUUAAAAAACACAAGCCAAGCAUGUCAGUGAAAGAGGAGUGAUGCGGUGGAGUUUGCAGGGAGAGAUGGGGCAGGCUCGGAUUAGUGCUGCCAGGGAAUGCAUGACUGGCAUACUCAGGCAGCAGAGCGGAUUUGGCUUGUCGGGAGCGGGCUGAUUGACGCUCCCCAGCAAGUGGGCAUGACUCAUUUAACUCCCGAUAUGAAACAGCGUUCUUGAUCAGAUUGUGACAUUCCUAUCUCAGAUUCACAUCCCGCCUAAAGCUGGAUUAGCUACGUCAUCCAGUCAGGAGUGGAGCAGAGGUAAGCAGCAUGGCCUGUGGGAUUUUCCUGACACACAUGCAGAUCUGUUCAUUGACUAAUUAUUUCCUCAGUGUUGUUACGUAAUGAACUGUACAGGCAGGCAUGACAGGCCAGCUGAUUGGAUGGUGGUGUUUACACGAGAAAACAGCAGUUUUGCUUGAGGGUGCUGUUUAGUUCCCCCCUUAAGGUUGUUGUGACAUCUAUGUAAUAGAUCGUGUUUUGUUGUCAUGGGAACCGUAGAGAAAUUUCGAGGAUUUACAACCAGUUUUGAUUCGAACAUGGUAAACUGAGAUGUCAAAUUUCUGCUUUUGUGCAUUUCUGAUGGAUAAAAUGGGUUCUGUUGCUUAUUGGGCUUGUAGUGCCUACAUGUACCAGAAUGCAAUGCAUCAUAUAUGCCAAACAAACAGCUCUCUUAAGUGCAAAAAAGCAGAGAAAGCAGGUAUUUAAAAAUUUCAGAGGGAUUCCUGAGGAUGUUUUUUUUUUGUAGCUCCUGGAGAACAUCUGGAGAUGAUGUUCAUAAAAAAAGACAUAUUUUUAACAUUUGGACAUUUUUGGACAGAUUGUCUUUAACUCUUGAGCUGCUUAGAGAGGUAUUUUGAUAAGAAAAACUGUAUCUUGACCUUUCUCAUAAGAGGUUUGUGCGAACAUCCUCAUGAUGGUCCCCAGUUUUAGUAGACAUUAAACACGAUGUUGAGCUUGUGUCAAGAGUAACACUGAAAAAUCUCAUGUUUUGGUAGAGUGAGGUCUAGGGAGCUUUUUAUUUUCUUUCUCUACAUGCCCUUCCCAGUUACUCUAAAAUACUCUACUUUGCCUUUUUCAAAGCCACAGAAACCACAAGUUUGCUUUAUAAGUGAAAACCACUUGAAUUUAUUUUCUUUUCUGUCUUUAUUUGCACAUCUGCAAGUUAUGUUCCCCACUUUCAGUGUUUGAUGUAAACCCACACAGCUGGCUGAGCUCGACUGUUUACUCCUGCACAUGUGGUUGAUGUAAUUUUUUGGUGCGAGUGAGGUGAUCUGAGGGACAGGUUCUCCCCCCCUGUGUGGACAGUCAGGGUCCAGACCUCAGCACUAUGUGGCAGGUGGGGUAGAUAUGAGCAGAGUCAGCAAUACGAAGGUGUUUAUCAUCUGUCACAAACACAUUGCUGCUCUCAGCAGGAAUAUAGUGUUUCCCUAGAGACUUCAACCUCUGUGUCAUGUUUUAUAGAGUUUCCAGUGGAGAAGUCACAUCCUGUGUGAUUCUCCACGGGUCAUAAUAAAUCCAAAAAGCACACACUGUUGAGAACAGCAGGAGAAUGCUGAGAAUGCUGGCGUGAACCGUUUUGAGUCAUUACUCGCCACUUGUCGGAGUUGUUAAUAAUCCAAAGCCACCACUUUUCCUCACCGUAAAAACAGAAAUUUGUAUUUCAACUAACCCACUAGUCUAAAUGUAAGAAAAUACUCAGAAAACAGUAAGAGUAAGAGUCUGUGGAUAAAGAACAAGAGACUGGUUAGAAGAGUGUAGCUAACAUUAGCAGAGCUAGCACCACCAGCCUCCAGUGUUGCACCCCUGCAGUAGAAGGCAUCCCCUCCACUCAUUAGCUUCUUAAAGUGUGAGAAAUUGAUCUCAUAUUUAAGAAAACACAAGUAUUGGAUCAUGACAACAUGUCGAAAGGAGAAGCAAACUUUCGCUCUGUUUUUACGUGUCUCAAAAAUGCACGUAUAAAGGUGUACUUGGGUAUAGACUGUACAGUCAACUGUCAAGGUAGAGAACAUUAUAUAUUUGGGACCGCAAAUAUUCCGUAUCAGAGGGUUAUUGCAUAUCUGAAUAGCCUGAAUGAAAUCAUUAAAGACACACGCUUUUGAAUCCAUUUUGAAUCCAUUUCAACCACGCUCCCGUUAGGGGUGCACUCUACGGCAGGGGUGCAUUCUAUGGCACAACACCGGUCCCCCUUGCAGGUUAACGAUCACAUGCCUGUGCUGGUUACAUAUUGCUCCAGUCAAGAGUUUAUAGUAUAAAUUGUAUCUUCAUAUAUCAGAUCCAAAUAGUGCCAAACGGUGCCAUACUCUGUUCGUGCUUAUUUAUAAUUGGGUAGAAAAGCAUUAGAGCAUUGUAGCAGUAGUUAUUUCCUGCAGCUGCAGCCAAGCUAGUGGUGAUGGCUCUGUUAGUGGCAUUUCACACCAGUAUUUUAUAUUUUUAUAGCUCUGUUAAAUGACAAAAGUUUGCUACUGACUGCAUUGGGGAGGAUGUGUGAUCUAGAAGUUGACCCAAAGUUUUGUGAGUGAGUAGAGCCAAAAGAUUUUUUAAUUCAAGGAAAAUCAACUGCCAACUAUUUUGAAAGUCCUUCUUAAACUUAUAAGCAAAAGUAUUAAAAAUGCAUCUUUCAGCAGCUUAAAUAUGUUUUUUUUUUUUUUUGUAAUGAUCCUUAUUACCUUUGUUCUAUUUAAAAAAAAGAUAGAUGAUGGUAUGAACUAAAACUUUAAUGGAUUAAUCAGUAACAAAAAGAUGGUCAUAUUAGCAGAACAGCAACAUCAGCAUCUGUUCCUGUCAAUAAUGAAUUAUCAAUAACAAAGCCUCCUUUUCCUUAUUAAUCCUCUGCACUUCUGACCCGGAGUCAAGAAUGUCUUCAAAUCGACAUUAAAAACCGAGCAGAGUUUUCACAGGCAGAGCACAGAUUGACUUUAGAGCUUGUUGACGCUGGUUUGACAGCCAGCACUGGCUGCAAAACAAACAUGACAUCAUUUGUGUGACAUUAAGCCGUCGCUGCCAAAUGAAAUACACAUCCCACCUCUGCGCUGACCUCACCCAUGUAUACGAGCUGCAAUAACAUCAGAUUGUGUCUCUACACAUUUUUUCCGCUGUGUAGCUGUGGGAGCGGGGGAUACAGUGGUCUCAGCGAGGGUUAACGCUGUGUGAGAUUGUUGGAAGCGCAUUGAUGUUCUCAUAGGGCGUUCACACUCCUCAGCUGCCAGGAGAGGGUGGGUGUUUGGCUGUGGUACAGACAUAUGUGCAUAGUACACUCACUCACCUCUUAUAACACACACAAACACCCACACACACAAACACACACACCUUUUUUUAUUUUUUGUGUUGAGAAACUUGUGAGAAAGGAGUCCAGGGCGUUGUUCAGCACUGCAAAUGGCCCUUGAGACGGUUAAUGGUGCAUUUUGUUGAAUUUGCGUGUCAAACUUUUAAGUGGUACAUUUCCUCCCCGUCACGUUUUGCAGAUCUGACUCCUUCACAGCCAGUUUCUUUUGAUGUUUCCCGUCUUAAAGCAGCAGGUUUAGAGACAGCAGACACGCAGACUGGCCUGUGAAGGACAAACAAAGUGUUGCAACAGGUCACUUCUUCUCCUGCGGUGUCUCUGCCCCAGAUUCCCUGUCACCAAACACCUUGACCCUGUCACCCUGCCAGAGACAGUCCGCACACACUCUUCCACACACAGCCACCCUCGACAUACACACUCCUUCACCAUGUGUCACAGAACUAAUUAUCAGGAGUCUGGCUUGCUGGAGGAUAGGGUGAUUCAAAUUUCCAUUCCUGAGCCCCCCAUUAGGGUCUAGAAUUAGAAGGCAGCAAACACACAGAGAGAGCUGCUGGUCGCACAGCAGUCGACAACACGCAUCAGCACGGUGGAAAAGGGAAGAUGCCUUUAGGACCACACAGACGGAUGUGAAUUUCUGAAGUCUUCGCGUCGGCGCUGACAUCCCGCGUCUUGAUUUGUUUGCAGAAAAGAGGCUUAGGUGGCUGUAAGUCCUUGAGGAGAGGGAGGAGGAGGUCCUAAUUGUUUUUAAUUGCUCUCGUCCGCUCGCUCUCAUUAAGGAGUAGCUUUUGUUGGAGACGGCAGCUGAUGUAAGUUUGACUCCUCUUAGACGAAAUUUUGAGUCCAUGUCUGUGUGUGUUUGAGUGUGUUUGUUGAGUCGUGUUGUAGUUUCAUGUGUUUUUAGAAAGUAGCUUGAAGGGGGGAGCUUGUAGUGCUGUGGAACCAAACAGACGUGUGGACUUUUGGUUUAAGUUUUUUUCUGAUUAUAUCAUUUAAAAGCUAAUUUUAACCCGUUUUUUAACCAGAUAAAUUAAUAGUAGGAAGGGGAGAGGUACAGAAAUUAAAAAUUUUGUCUCAAGUCUCAAGAAGUCUCUCAGAAAGAAGCAGAAUGUAACAGGAUCUCAUAGUUCACCGGUACAUAAUGUUGAAUUGGUUUAUCAUGUGUGUCUGAUUGCCCUGGUUAAAUUGUAAUAUACCAGUUUAACCAGACACAUAAGCCAACAACACAACCCUACCUCCAUUUUCUAGAUUAAAAUACUGCCGUCUUAAGCUGUGCUUCAAGAUAUCAUCUGUCGUUGGUGCGUGUUUACAUCUGGGUAGGAGAAAAUAAUAACACAUGGCAGCAGUUGUUCACUUGAGUUAUGGUCCACAGCUAGUGACGUUUGGCUGCGCUACAGCUGAAACACAUUAUUACCAAAUAUGUGUGUAUCCUCAGCAUGAUGAUUCGAUUAUUUGUAAUGUUUUCAGUCGAGUUGCAACGAUGAAAAAUUGACUUUUUUUUGUUUUUAAUAUAUUGAAUUUAUUUAAACAUGAACAACAAUUAAACAGAGCACAAAUUAAAGACAUAAACACAAAAAAACAUAAAGAAAACAAAACCAGACAUUCAAAUAUUUUUUUCAUUUGCAUGUUCAUAAUGGAGUGGGAGGAAGUCGAAACUUGUCCGGUCCCACCCCUUCGCUUUUUGGUUUGGACUUUUGGUUAAAGAAGAAGAAGCGAUUUGACAGCAUCCUCUGCAGCUCACAGAGACAGAGUUGAGCUUAUUUCAACCUUUAAUUUUGACAUUUUAUAGACUUAAACAUUAAUCUUCUUACUAAUGUAAACAACCUGCAGAUUGAUUGACAAAGACAGUAGACUAAUGCAGCCUUAAAUGUCAGUUUAUGUUGUGUUUACAUAGAUUUUAUGCUGUUUUUAUAACCUGGUUUUAUCAUAUGUAUGCGUACAUGUUGCAGAUGUUAAAAGGCUUAAGUUAGUGACGACACAGAGCUAUCUAUUUCCUGGCUUUACUGUAAAUGUCACUCUCCUUGGCUCUCUGCAUUCUGUCUUUAAACCCUGACAUCAAAAGCAGAGCAUUAAGAGCAUUACAGAGUGGCUGUGGUUGGCGGUAGUUGUGAUGAAAGUGUUAGUCAGUAGCCUGGGGGAAACUCUUAAUGCUGUGUCAUUUUUGUAAGGAAGGGGCCUAACAGAGAAGCGGGCCUGUAAGAUGAAGCUUGUUCCAAAGAUGACUAGCUCUAACACCCUGUUACGAAACACAGGCGCUGAGGCACCAGCAGAGAGUCGUCAGACGGCUGCAAGCUGGGUUUGGAAUUCUGUUAUUUCUCCAGCCAACAUACGCCUUCUCUUCGCUCCUUCUCGCUCCUCUCUUUCUUUUUCUCUCCGUCACUCCUGGUAGGAAACAAUUACAGAUCUGUUUCUAGGCUUGUGUGGGCGGUUUCUUAUUAGCACGGCUCCAAGGAUCUGCCCGUCAGUCAGAGGUCCACUCUCAAACCGCCUCAAACUUCUCUUUUUCUCUCUGGUUUUCUUCUCUCUCUCCUUGCAGAUAAUUCCCAGCUCAACCAGGAUCAGGGAGCAGGUGUCCCAGAGCAGUUCACCGGCCUCCUGCACGGAUCCUCUCCUGUCUUCGACUGCCGCGAGGAGCCCUUCAGGCUUCCAGGUGUCCAGCAAGACUCAGCAAAACCCGCCAAAGUAAAAGAGGAAACAGCUAAAGUAGGAGCAGCUAAAGCAGGAGCAGCUGCACCGCCGCCCAGCCGUCCCAGCAUGGCCGCCAUCCUGACGGACUGUGAUCCAAAAGCAAUUUAUGCCACUGUGAACAAGGAGCCCAGGGACUCAGGAGCCGGGGGCGCUGGGAGGAUGCGUCCUCCUGGGGACCUGAAGCUUGCACGCAGCCUCUCCAAGUCUGACUCGGACCUGCUGGUGUCGCCUCCUAGUGAAGAGGAUGGGGGAUUGGGGAACAGGAGCGAGUCUGUUUCUAACUGUAGCACCGGGAAGAAGAGGCUGGAGAAGUCGCCGUCUUUUACUUCAGAAUGGGACGAGGUAAGUGUUGACGUUUGGUCUCUUUGUGUGGACCUUUGGGUGCUCUGUCUUACUCUGCCUGUCUGAAAACAGGCCCAUAUUGAUGAAUUUUAAACAUUUUAAAGGUGUUUAAUAUCUUUAAAUUCACUUUGUUCAUCUAAAAGAAAGGAAACGGCCAAUAAAAAACACACAAAUAUGAGAAAAUAUCCUCCAUCUAAUGUUAAUAUCUACUGUCGCACUGCUGCACCGACUUAAAAACUCUUAUUCCAGCUGUAGAUUUAGAGCAUGACUAAAAUAUAUGCAAGAUUUAUGUGGAAAUCCUGUUGUGACCUCUUGUUGGGCCCUAGUCAGCUCGUACCCGUGCUGAAACAACACAAUAUUUACACACAGCAACAAACAGUCAAUAAAAAUCUCGGUGUUUUCUGUAAACAGCUCUGUUGACAAAAGUGGAUUCUGAUCCUGAGGGGGGUUGUGCUCCAGUUUAAGCUUUACAUGGUCUACAGCACAAACCCCUCUGCAAACAGGGUCUUCAAAAAUGUCACGUUUUAUUCCAGAGCAGGAUUUUACUCCCCAAUUUGACCCUGUUUUAAAUCACUGUAUUUUUUUUGUUUUGUUUUGCAAUCUUGUCUCAUAUUUGUCCUCAUCCUGGGUAUUUAUAGCUGGAUAUCCCCCCCUCCAUUCAGCACUUUAAUGCUUUGUCUGGGAUGUAGAUAAAGAGCUGAGUCCAGCCAGUGAGAGAGAAGAUUAGCCAAGACAAGAGGAUGGGGAUAAAACAGCUGAGAAGCCCAGAGUUAAGACAAGAUUUGGAAAUUGAGAUUCAGGGAGAAGGUACAGAGAAGGCAGAUCUGUUUCUCUCUCUCUCUCAUUCGUGGAGGUUCUAGAAACCGACCUGAGUCUGUUCAGAGAGAAAAUCUAUAAUCAAUCCGCAACAUUGAGCAAAUACUAGAAUAAUGCAGGGAAUUUUUUUCCUCUCUGUUGUUAACGGAAGAUAAAAAGCAUGGCACAGUAAGGUCAGCACAUUGUGGACUCUGUCUUGAUUUAAUGAAGCGUGAGAUUUGAGCCCAUAUAACGAUGAAUGAGCAGAGGUAUAUGGAGUUGUUUGACUCUUUUACUAUCAUCCUGUAACAAUCCUCUUAUGGUGAGCAGGAUUAAUGAUAUCCUCCAAGCUUCUCAAUUAGUCUCUCGGUUAUGUGCCCUUGCAUUUUUUUAGUUUUCGGCUCUGUUUAUGCUGCUGCGAACACGCGUCUCUUCAACCCUUCCUGCGCUGCGACACAGCCGAGUCAUCCAUGUGAGAUGCCUUACACGACUGAUGCCAGAUCGAGAGAAUCACAGGCUCAGAUCGCCCCGUUAACGCUCUCGUUUCUUACUGAGAAGGAGAUCGUGUUGCUGCUCAGUGUUCCUUUACAUGAGGCUAUCACAACAUCCACGGUGAGCUCAGAUAAGUGUGGCUUCGAGGUCGAUAUCUGGGCUACUCCGGGUCAGCAGUGUGUAUAUGGAUGAUGAGGAUCAUGUACUUCUUCGAUCACCUCAAAACCUCUCUGGUAUGAUUUCUGGAUGCUGGGAUUCAGCUCGGGGGACACUAAAGAAAAUUCAUUUUAUCUCCACUAAACUCUGAUAUGUUAUUUAUAUGAUCCACUGAUGCUAAUCUGUGGUGAACAGAGACCAUCAUGCUUCUGAAUGAGACUUUUUACAUAAUAAAUCCAUUAACUGGGUGACAUGCAGUAAAAAAAGGCACAGGCUAGAAUUAGAAACAGCCUUCUGCUUGGGGCUUCAGUAUAUGGAACACGUGUAGAGACCACUAGGCCCCUUAAAUAUAUAACUUGCACUGCUGUUUGUAGUGCCUGAAACUGGUGCGAGGGGGAAAGUGUAAGUCAAGCAGCUGAGGAAAAGUCCUAUUUUUAUGAAUAAGUCACAAUGAAAGAUAAAUUUGACGAUCAAAAUCUGCAGGGUUACUUUUUUUGGUUAAAAAAAAAGAAAAAUUUAGGAGGACAGAAUAAGCAAAAACUGCAUUGUCAACAGGGGGACACAAAAUGAAAGUCCUUCACAGGAGCUUUAAAUCAAAUAUGAGUUAAACAUAAAUAUGUUCCUCCAGCAAGAUAGUUUCUGCAAGUCUCUGUGAGGACCUGUACCUGACCCAUUUUGACCACUUCUCUGAAUGCAUUUUUUUUCCCCAGCACCACUUUCAUCAAAAGAAUAAUUCACUUUUUAUACAGUUGUUACAUUUGGUGGCACAGCUCUGUCCUGCAGCAGGGAGAUCUCACCUUUCCUCUGUUUCAUGUGCAUAAAGCUAAGGUAGGGAGAGCCAUAGCAAAGACACAGAAUUGAAGAGGAGCUGGGGUGCAAAACGGUGAUGAAGGAAGCAGGAAGAGAAUGCAGGCUUUAGCAUAUUUUAAACCAUAGAUUCUGAGCACAGUCUCAUAGAUGAACUGUAUGUCAAGAUCACCUCAGUUAAGGCUGCAGGAGGUUGUUGCAUCAUAAGAUUUGUGUCUGAGAUAAAUAAAGUUUUGAUGUCUGCGAAUAUUGGCAAGCAUUUAAGAAUAAGAAGAACUUUGUGAAUCCCUGAAGGGAAAUUCAAGUGUUUGUCGUCUCAUUUGUCAUGUCUCUAAAAGUCAUCUACUGUUUACAGAAGAGUUGUACUUUGUUGUACUUACUUAGUUGUACUACAGAAGACAUUUGCUCUCUUAUAUCCAACACUGGCCUGGUAAUAUUGGUGAAGCUGAAGUCAUUCGAACAUGGCGCAGACAUAAAACUGCCUGCUGUCUCUGUUUGGUGCUCAGUGAUAACAGUCAUACCAUCUGACAGCAAGCAGGCUGAUGUUCAGGGGGAGUUUAUUUUGCGGGGCAAUUAUUCACGACUGUAAAUCGACCUGCUGUUUGUUCUGUCUGGAAAUACUCCCGUCAACGCUCUGAUGGAGAGGCUGCCCAUACACGACGAGGCCACUCACAGAACCUCGUCAGAGUUCAAAAUACUUUUCCAGCCUGAAGGCGAAGCGCAGCACAACACCUCAGCACAAUGACUCACCCUUCCUCGUGUGUAACCUCGUUUGGAGGCUCUUAGAACUGUGAGCACCACAAGUACAAGGAAGGUUUCUGCCUUGAUAUGAUUCAGCAUGGCCAGACAUUAUCAAAUAUCAACUAGUUUAUAGUUUGUUCGAAGUCUGCCAAGAACACACUCACUGGAAAUUGGAGGUUUAAUUUGACACGUAGUAUUUGACAAGUAAUAAACACAAACUGACCUUCAGUUCCUCUUUGCGUGCACUCAGUUAGUUUCAUUAUUGUGUGAAAUACAGUGUAAAACCACAGAUGGACUAACUCUGACUGACAGUUUUCUUAGUUCCUGUAGCAGUGAGGUCUGGAUCAACCCUGUGUGAAUAGUGAUAGUGUUUAGCUGCAGAUAUACUGCAUACCUGCUGUAUUAGUCAGCAAAUAUGGAAGCAUUAAUAGUAUUUCAGGAGAGGAAAACUAAAAGAUUUUAAAAUUUACAAUAAUAGCAAAGUUUAAGCAAAGAUUCAGAAUGAAAGUGUUUAUUUUCCUCUGAAAAAGUCAGUGGAGGUGAACUUCUGAAAGACUCCAACAGGAGGGUGUUCAAUAGUUUGAUACAGGAAAAUUGUCCAUCUAAAUUACGACCUCCAUCUGGGGCUCCUGAGAGAAAAGAAGAUCUUAGAGUUCUUGUUGGGACAUCAAAUAAGAAGCAGUCAUAGUUAAAUGACAGUGCUAUUGGAGAUUAUGUAAAGCUUUGAAGACGAUUAGAAAGAACUUAAAAGUGAUGCUUGCAGCCUGUGCAGUGAUGGGAGCGCGCCUCUAAAGCGUCAGUACAAAGAAAAAGUGCAGCGUUGUAAAUUUGAUCUUGUCGGAUAAAAAUAAAACAUAAAGAGUGGAUUAUACCGAUAUUAAAUCUGCAAGCGGUGAUGAACGAGCUGUUGCACCCGUGUGCAUGAUGGGUUAUGUCAGUUGAAGCUGUGGGUUGUGCAGCAGCUGCACAGUCAGCAUACAUGUGUCAUUUUAAGCUAAGUGAACAUAAUAGUGCUUUCUUUUAUCAGUAAAAGGGCUGGUCAUGACGGUGCAUUAAUCAAACUGUCUGAAAGCUAAUUAAGAAAAUUAAAUUCAAAAUGAGUUUGUUAAAUUAAUAAAAACUAAGUGUGAGCCCUGCUAACAGGCACAGAAAGGGCUAUAUUUUUAAACAUAGAUAGAUAGAUAGAUAGAUAGAUAGAUAGAUAGAUAGAUAGAUAGAUAGAUAGAUAGAUAGAUAGAUAGAUAGAUAGAUGUACAUAUACAGAUAGAUAGAUAGAUAGAUAGAUGUACAUAUACAGAUAGAUAGAUGUACAUACACAGAUAGAUAGAUAGAUAGAUAGAUAGAUAGAUAGAUAGAUAGAUAGAUAGAUAGAUAGAUAUACAUUUACAUACAGAUGGAUAGAUAGAUAGAUAGAUAGAUAGAUAGAUGUACAUAUACAGAUAGAUAGAUAUAGAUAGAUAUAUAUUUACAUACAGAUGGAUAGAUAGAUAGAUAGAUAGAUAGAUAGAUAGAUAGAUAGAUAGAUAGAUGUACAUAUACAGAUAGAUAGAUAUACAUUCACAUACAGAUAGAUAGAUAGAUAGAUAGAUUAUUAAUCCCAAGGCGCUAUGUAGACAUUUACAUUUCCUGUUCUUCUGAUAUAUGUCCAAAGUUUUGCAAGUUUCUGGGCCUGUAAAAAGCCCCAACUAAGCACUUUAUUUGUGCAGAGGAAAAUAAUGAUGAUCCCAAUAAUGAUCCCUCGAAGUAAGUUUGAUGCUCUGACCUUUACUAGUGUUUGCCUCCAAAUCCAUCAAUAGCCGGGCUUUUGUUCUGCUCUUUGUAUCUGUUAAAGUUGUGCUGAAAAUAAACGAAAUGAUAAUUACGUGAGUUCAUAGCAGUCGUUUUUCACACUGGUUGCCAAACGUCAUAAACCAGAGGAGUGACGAGGAAGAAGCAGCCACCAAAUAUAGCGAAAUAUGAUAAAAACCCUGUAAGAAAUGAGUGCAGUCCUACUCAGUUAUACUCCGUCACCCAUUACUCUUUUUAAAAGUCAAAAUUACAGAGAAUAUUCACUUUAAUGGCCGAGAUAUGGAGGUAAAGUUCUGACACUCCCUCUGAGACAUCAUCGCCCCUCUGCUGCAGAGCAUUGUGGUAAAGUUGUGUUAUAACCGAGAACAUUUUCACUUCUUAAAUCUUUAAACUCUUCUUUCAGACUCCUCCGUGGUCACAGACAGGGCACUGUGCAGUCUCAUUAUCCAGUUUAAAGAACACUGCUCACCUCCUCUGACUGCAGCCGAGGGGAUGUAGCCUUUGAGAGUGUGACAGGACUAACACACAGCAGGAUGACAUUACUUGGUUAAUAGAGAUCGCUGCUCUUCCCUUAAGCCCUCAGCAGCCAGUUAUAAUUUCUGCUGUACCUCCUUUGUUGUCGUCCCUGCGGUGUUUCUGCACAGAUGAACUGAUAGGGUUGAGAAUUGAUCUGGUUGCAGGAGAAAGAGAAAACUCAGAGGGUGUCGGUGUCCUCUUGUACACACAGAGGCAGGCUGUGUUGUUGGAAAUAUACACUUUAGGCAGUGGCCUCGUUUACAGAACCCUCAACGCGAGUGUGUGCUACACUAGUGAGUGAACUGACCAGAUUUAAGUUCAUCUUAUUGCCUGAAAGCUUCUUUGAAAUCCUAAAGUAGGCUCCUGGCAAAGAGCAUCACAAUUCAUCUUUAAUUAUUCAUCCGUCUCAUGGGAGCAGGUUUUAUUUACUCUCCACUCUGCUGGCCUCCAAGUGAGUUUGUUUAGGGAUAAUACGAACACGCAGCUGGCGUUGAAAAUAUUUCAUUCUUUGCUCUGGACGUCCACAGAGAAUAAAAUGUGUUCCUCCCUCACUGAUGAGUCUGCUGUAUGUGCAGGUUUCUUGUCAUGCUUCCUGUCAAACUGCGCGCUAACCGCAUUUAUGUGUUUAGCAGCCUGUCAGCUACACCAACACAUCUUAGAUUCAUACAAGCAGCUGCAAUGAAUCCAUAAUUUAUAAGCUGCAAUACAUAAAAUGUAAGCAUCACUGCGGGUUGCAGUCUGAACUCUAUAUUUUGAACCACAGUGAUUUCAGGAUGAAGGUUUCUACUCUCCAAUUUCGAUGAUCUGAUAGUGAAGAUGUGCUAAUUAGACACCUUUAUUGGCUGCCUGAUAGGGAUCUCGAAGCAGAUAUUACUAUUGAAAAGCAAUUUCUUUUGUCCAAUUUGGCAGCCUUAGUUAAUGUUAAUGAACUCUCAGUCUCCUCGCCUGAAUAGAGAUGGAGAUGCCAGGGGGUUCUGUGCUCAAAGCUAAAAAGGAAAAAAAAGAGCUCUGAAUCUUUCUUCUCCCGUUUUCCUUUCAGGGACUGAGCCUGCACUUGCUUGAAAUGGAAAUAUUCACACUGUCGAUGUAAAGUGCAUAGUAAAUGAGCGGAGUGUGUGGGCAAAGUAGUUAAAGUUUGAUUGGGUGUAACCCAGCCUGCACUCUCUUUAAUGAUGCCGGGAGUGUCCGCUGGAAACGGAAAAACUCAACUCUCUAUUCACUCUCCUUCAGCUUUUUUCCGUCCACGCUGUUUUCUUCUCUCUGGGAUGCUGCGGCAGCCAUCUUUGCAGGUCAUAUCAUGCCGCUCCUGGAAUAGUCUUCUGAGCUGUGGGACAGCACUUAGGGGGAAAGGUCCCAGGACAAAAGUAAAACCACCCGCUGACGCACACACAAACACACACAGACCCUUUUAAAAAAACAUCUGUUUCUUCCUCUGAAAUGGUUUGCUGAAUAUUCCCACACACCCUCGUCCACUUCCUACUCUUUCACCCCCACCCCAACCCUUCUCCUUUUCUUCACACACACACGCACACCCUCGGAUACUCUGCCUCUGGUUUCAAGACAAGGAGAUUUGACUUGCAUGAGGUCUUGGCCUAUGCAUCUCUCCAUUUAAGAAGCUUCUGCUGUGUGUGUGUGUGUGCAUUUUGUGCUCUACGUGCAGCGCCGGGGUGUGUGCUGGCGUGUAAAGCGCAUGCUAAUGCAAGCUUGGUCUUGGUCCUUGGGAUCAGACUGAAGAUGACAAUCCAGGGGGGCGCAUUGUGUGGGGCAGCAGCACAUUGAGCUCCACAGAUGGGAGGAGGAGGAGGAGGAGGAGGAGACACAGACAGAAGAGCAGAGGGCCGCCAUCCUCAGCCUCAUUUCACUUUUAACUUCGUUUUUGAUUCGCACUCGGCAGAUCCAGUAGCCACUAUGAAACCAGCUUUUGUGAGUAUUGAUUCCCUUCCAGACAGCAGCUCCACUGGAGGCUCGUUAAUCUUCUACCUGCCUUGAGUGGAUUGAAUGGGGAAAUAAUUGAUGUUUCUAGAAUCUCCUUGGAUAUCAUAUUUCAUGUGAAGUCUGUUUGAUGAUUGAAGUUCGUUGCAUUAUUUGCUAAAUGCAGCUCAAUAGAAGCUUCUUUCUCCCAUUAUUCUUCCACUUUUCUGUGUUUUCUGUUUAAACUUAAUCCUCUGCAGUAUUCAAAACUCUAAAGGAAACUCAUGCUGCAUUUCUUUCCUCCCUAUUCUGGCUGUUUUGUAUUCGCAACGUUUGUGAACUCCUCGUGGAUUUGGAGGAGCUUCUAUUUUCUGUAAGCGGGAAAGUGGCCUUGCACUUGUGUUGUGGAGGAGUUUCUCGUUUUUGACCUGCUGAGAUCAAACCAAACUUGUGGGUGUGUGUCACGGCCCGGUGCAGGCAGCAGGGCAAUCUAUUCUCUAAUCCCAACCAGGGGGAAACACAGGAGAGCCACAGGGGGGCUGUAACAUGCAGCCACUACUUAAUGUUGCUUUGGUCGAGACACAGGAGAUGAAUGUGGUCCUACAAAGGUUUCAACUUAGUGGAAAUAAAAUAGGUAUCAGUAUCCUGAUACUGGCAAAAAAAACUGAUUUACAUAAAUAUAAUCACAGUGUCUUUAGGGAAUGACUUUGCAAAGUUUUUAAGUCGCACUGACAGGACACUGUUGCUCAAAACCCUGAGUUAAACAUGGAGUUAUUUCAGGAGGACGUUGAUGGAGCUGCUGACAGUGCUUUGUCCCGCUUUAGCAUUGAGGUGUUGGCACCCGUGUCAGCUGUGGUGUGUUUGUGUUCCCCUUGAUGCCAUUCACUCGUCCAUAGUUCUCAUCAGAGCCUUGUUUCCGUGCCAGCUUGCCCAUUUGAGGCCGGUGGUCUGGGCACACUCUCUCUGCAGGAACCUUUUGUAUCACCCUGAGCGAGCUCCGCCAGGCGUCCUUCAGCUCUCCCACAUCUCUCCUCUCCGAGUUUUUCCUUUUGUUCCUGAUUCUCAAGGCUGACAAUCAACAAACACUUUCUCUUCCCUAAAUGCGAAAGUAGCUGUUGAGUUAUUUGACAGGAGCUGCAGUCCUGCUGUGAGAGGCAUGAUAAAUAGGUUCACGAGUCUUUAAUCUCGGCCAGACUAUCUCUUGUCACUGCUAGCUCUUCAGCUGUUGACCUCCACCUUCACCGCUGACUUCUGACCCUCUUUUAUUGUGUCUCCUUUCUCAUAGCGCUUCCCCUCACAAUGGGCGCCUCUCCAUUUCAGGUCUCUGUAUUGAUUUCAUCCUGCAGCACAAAAACACAUUCCUCUUUCUGUCUGCAAUUAAUUCUCAUGGCACUGAGCUUCUUAGUCCUAAACCAUAAAAUUGAGAGGCUCUGCCGUAUUGUAGAUGUGUUUUACCUUGAGGAAAUCACUGAGCCAAGUCCCCUGAUAAGGAUAGAUUCACCUUACUCCAACAUUACAUCAUACCUGCCUUCCAUGGUAGCUGCUUCCAGAUCUUAUUGGAGCAUAGCCGUCAAGUAUCUCGUAUUGGAUGGGAAACUACUGUAUUUUACCCCCCUUUCCCACCAUCCUCCUGUAUUAUAAAAUGUAUAUAUAUAUAAAAACAUUAUUCUGCCUCUCUAGACUGAACCCUGUUACUAGUGCGCCGAGAACCUACCAACUAGUAGUAGUGAGUUGUCAUCAGCUUGACAGGUAUGGUGUAGCAUUAAACUAACAUGGAGUUUUAUGUAGAUGAGUUUGUGACCAGCCCUUUUUGGGUGAAAAUUAACAAAUGUACAAAAGCAGCUUUGUUUAUCGUUGCUACGUUUUAUGAUUCCCUUGUUGCCUUAAACAUGGACAUUUUAAAACGGGGUCGUAAUAUUCCAGUUUUGUAUUGUGUUAUGAUGUUUUUCCUCUGGCCUGGCUGGUAUAUGUGUCGCCUAUCUUGUAUGUAAAUUGGGGUGUGCCAUCCCCUGCUCCCGAUUGGCUGCUCGUCCUUGUAGUUCUUUUUCCUCACUUUUUGCUCAGAUAAUUUUUAUGUUACCGGUAUUACUUAACUGGCUGAUUUGUUUGUCGUUGCCAUAGUCGUUGCUACCUUUACGUGUCAUGUUUGUGUCGCCCAUCUUGUAUGCAAAUUGGGGUGUGCCAUCCCCUACUCCUGAUUGGCUGCUCCGGCAACUACUUGGGGGCUCGUUCUCGUAGUACUUUUCCGUCGCUUUUAGCUAGGGUAAGUUUUAUAUAUCACAUUAUUACUUAACUGGCAGGGUUUUUAGCUAGGGUAAGUUUUAUAUAUCACAUUAUUACUUAACUGGCAGGGUUUUUUUUAGUUUGUGUCCAGCGCUUCUUGGGAGAAAGUAAACAGACGUACAAAACUGUUUUGUUUAUCGUUGCUACGUUUACGUGUGACGUUUGUGUCGCCUAUCUUGUAUGCAAAUUGGGAUGUGCCAUCGCGCGUUCCUGAUUGGCUGCUCAAUUGGGCGCUCGUCUUCGUAGUACUUUUCUUCGUUUUUUGCUCAGAUUAGCUUCUCUUGUCGUGAUAUUUCCCUUAUUUUCCAAACCAAAACUUGACAGGUAUGUGUUGGAGUGGAUAGUGUUCCCCUUUUCAUCGUAUCUUAGAGGAGAAGCUGAUUCUAUCUGACUAAACACAGCUUGUGUGCGUCAUAUUUACACAUAUACUGCAUCGUUCGUAAACCAGUUUACCUACAGCGUAUGUGUUAAAAGUGCAGCGCCUCUCUUAUUUCUAUCUGAAGCUGCUAGAGGAGCUAUCAGAGAACAGAAUAUAACAUAAACAUCUUUGCUUUUUGAAGAACACAGACAUGUCAUAUCUCCUGAGAGUUAAAUAAAUAACUUGGCAGCUGAAUAACGCGUCAGAUGGAGACUGCAGCUCCUUAUUGUCCCCUCUGUGGACUCUAAUCCUCCCUUCAGCAUAGACCCUGUCCCUUUUUUUUAAGAAUCAAGCACAGUCCCGUCCUCAUUAUCACAAAGCUGAAGCAGGACUGUGUAUUGAAUUUUACAUAUUGUACCCCUGAUUAAUACUGAUAUUCAUCUGUAACUCUCUAAUUGGCUCUAACCUGGGUCUUAAUAAGAGACACUUUAUGUCCACAUGUUGAGAUUUUGUAACAAACUCAAAGCACAGAAAAGUUUGAGACAGUAUUUAUCAUGCUGUUGUUGAUAUGUUUAUUAUAUCAGAUGAUCAUUUGAUGAAAGUGUAAAUGAGGUGGCUCUAGUAACCAGCCUGCACAGAUUUACCAUUUGAAUCUGCAGCUUCCUCCGGCUGUACAGAGCCCCUCAAAGCAGAUUUCAGCUCAUUGUUUGGCUGUCUGGUCCCAUUUCGAGAGUUUUGGCUCAUUCCUCCACUCCCACGGUGUUCUUUUGGCUACAGUAGGAAAGUAUUUUCAAACAGAUAGUACCCUGCCUGUCCAGCACCGAGAGAGAUAUGAGCCAACUAUGGGAAAAAAUGAUGAAUGUUGUUGUAGGACUUCCAAGUAAAAGCAUUCGUUUUUAGUUGAUAUACUCCCUUUAGAAGUUGAGGUGUGUUUCUGUUUUGUUUGUAUCAAUCCAGUCUUGCCAUCCCUGGAGUAUGAGGGAACAGUGACACUAGCAAAGACACUCGAAUACAAACUGCCUGUUUUUAUUGCUGACUCAUCCUGGUCUUUGCUCAGGUAGCAAAAAACGCUGCCAAUUCACCAACAACUUCCCAGUUUAAUGGCUGAUAGAGAGGACAUGUGGCUCUGGUAGACAGUGGUUAUACUUCAAGCUUAUGUAACUAAUCUACCAUCUGGUCAAUUUGCAGUAUCUUAAUCAACACAAUAGAGGAGUAGCACUGGGCAGAUGGGUAAUACUAAUGUUUUCCUGACCCUGCCCUUCAUCGCACACCUUGCCUUUUAUAGUAGAAAUGAUGUGUUUUCCCUCUGAGGGUGAGAAUAAUCAGAGCAGGCAGUUUGUAACAGAGAGUGAUCAUCAGAAUGAGACUCCCUCAGAGCCGAUGGACUCUUUGACCUCUUUCACCUCAUUGAAACUUCACUGAUUUAACAUCCAGCCACAGCUCUUGUGUGUAGUUGUCUUUUUGAAAUUGUUUCACUUCAAAUUUAGAGGAGGACCUUGGCAAAAAAAUUGAUAGAACUUAGGUUUAUUUUUUAGUCAGCGAAACAUGGACUCAGAAAGUAAGUAAAUCCAAGGUCCUUCAAAGUUUGAUCUAAAAGCAACUAGACUUAAACUUCUUCAAACUUGUUAACGCUCCUCCAAAAAGCAUUCUUACGUAAGAGUUUCUGUCAUUCUGGAGGUGACAUGUUGUUGUCCCUCCUCUAGCAGACAGGCCUUAUCCUCCUCUGUCCCCCCUACUCCUCCCCCACUGAUCUCCUUUCACAAUAAUACCUCUUUCCACUUGUGAGUGUGUGUGUUUACACAGUCUGAUCCAGUAGGUGGCAGUAGGCAUGUAGUUGGUUUGCAAAUCUGCCAAGAGGAAGAGAGAACAGCAGCAAGUUUGACAAGAAAUACUUCUGUUACAGACACUUUGCUUACUGUGUUAAAGCUCUUGUCCGGUCUACCUCCUUUUUAGCGCCCGUUAUUCCACCAGAGUCUCCAGUAUUUACUAAGUUUUCUUGCUUGUGUUGGCAGUCGUUGUUUCAUUCAACGGAUUCCUGCGUACCUCACCUUUAAGGGUCAAGUGUUCUUGUAGGUGGGUCUGGGUCCCUAAAUGGGAAAGUCUUUAUGUCUCCUAUUGACCAUAUUUGCAUUGCAGCCAUUUUCCACUGCUAGAUUUCAACUGGAAUUACCCGACGGUAACAUGAGCUUUCAGCCACUUCCUAGCAGUUAAGCUAAAGAGAUGUUUAAAUAAGGUCAAAAGUUAUACCAGAUUUCAGUUGGAUUUCUAUGAAGAGUUUCUCAUACGAUAGUAGCUAGUCAGAUUCUCUCUGUUUAUGCCGGAGGAAAAAAGCUGCCGCAGUUUAGGUAUAGGUGCAGAGAAGGAAGUCAAACCAAACCGUGAAUUUUCUUUUAGCAGAAUCAGAAGACUUCACCUGCCACAAAACAACGAAGAUCUAAUUCCUUUGAGAGCGUAAGACGUCCGCCUUCAUUCAGACCUCUCCUAAUCCUUUUGGGGGUUUGGCUCUGUCCUUUUCUGGGGCACUCUUUGUGGAAAUAGACGGGACCCUUUCAGGUUUCCUGAAACCCUUUUGAAAUGAUAUAAUCUAAAUGAUUAUUCAUUUCUCCCUCGAAGCAAGUCUGGAAGCUUUCGUUUGGUUUUAUUCAGUCUAAUAGCAGCUCGGUGAAAUAGAGGCAUUCUUCGAGUUAAAUUUCCGUCUCUGCUCUUCUGACCGACAUAUUUUUCCCCCCAAUUAGACACCAUAUUGCCGCUUAACAUCCACGUAGAGGCUGAUGAUGAAAACCUUACAAACUAGUGUCCUGACAGCACUUUAUUGCCUUUUAUAAUUAUAUUAACAGGGAUAUAAAACCUGUCUGGGUGCUCUGAGAGCUUUUAGGGUUUGACAUUUAGAGAUAAUGCUCUGUCUGGCAAGACAAGUACUUUCAGAUGGAAUAUUUGCAAAAAGGCCCAGUACAGAUAUAGAUAGAGUCAGAGUGACAGUAUGUGACAGCGGCACUGUCAGCUUCUACCUUUUCAUUUUCGUCUCACAGUCACCUAGCUUACUAAAUUGGUUGAAAGGGGCUUUUCUGUGUACUGAGCAGCACUUUCUUGCUGCUUCAGUGACCUGGACCUAUGAAACGAUAAACCGCCAGUGCAUGUCCAUAUAUAUAUAAAACACAGGGCAUUAGUGACUAUGCUUUGAGACACCAUCCUGCCUCGAUUAUGCAUGCAUUGUGUAAAGAUGCAUGAAAUUAAUGCAUGCAAACAUGGGUAUCAGGGCAUGUUUCAGGUAUAGUUAUUUCCCUUCUCUUUUUAGGUUCUCUGUGUAUCCCUGUAAAACAACAUGAACAUUUAUAGUGUUAUAAAGAGGACAUCUUAAUAUUAAAGGGCUUUGUAUAUACAGGAAAACUGUCAUCCCCUAAUAUAAUUCUGGUAUCAUUUCUCUAAUCUUGGCUUCCUGAGGGAAAAUUUUGCUUUCACAUUUUCAGAGAAGAGGGUUAAAUGAUCUUUUUUUGGCUGCAGAGAGAUGCUGCCACUUGCAGCUUGUAGCUAAUAGAACUGAGUGGUAUGAUUGUGAGUUAUAAAUCUGAUCAGCCAUGGACUGUUUGCUAAAGACGCCCUUCAAAUUUUUAUCAUAAAACUACUUUGACUGGUUAUUUUCUUGCCAAAGCAAACCCAAUUGCUCUCACCUGCUGUACUCAGUGUCUGUAACAUUUGAGUGGUGUGUUAUUUCAGGCAUGGGGGUAUUUCUCUGUGGUUUUUUUUUACGGUGACAGGUGGAGGUGAAACUCUGUUAGCUCGCACAGGUUCUUAUCUCUGUCUUCUGCUCCUCUUCACAGAUCGAGAAGAUCAUGACACUGAUUGGCGCCGGCAUCGAUUUCUCCAGAGAUCAGCAAUAUGCUACACCAGGUACGGUAUAAUCGUCAUCACUGCCAUUUUUACACAGUUAAAGCUCAACAUGUAGAAACUAAGGGUGUAAUUUUUUUGAUUGAAUAAUGAUAGAUGGAAGGGGAAAAAGAUCCAACUAAUCCACACCUAAGUGCAGCUUUCUUAUCUGUUUUAACUCACGUAACCAUCGGUAAAUGUAGUACUAUGCAUUGUUUUAUUGUCACAAAUGUUACCUUUUGUUAAACAUGUGCUGCCUCUCAUUCCCCACACCUGUUUGGGCGUGUGUUUGUUAUCCUUGUGCGGCUUAUUUGAUCUGUAACUGCAGCCUAAAGGGAAAUCAAGAUAAAAACAGGGGACACGGUCAAUGAAGGAGGCGCCCGAUAACAAAUUGCAAUCCUGUUUUCAACAGAGAUUUUGGCACAAUAGUGUAAUGCAGGUAGACAUAUGGUUUGUUCUGUGGAAUAAAUAAGGAUGGGGAUAGUCGCAGGUAGCUGCAGAAAAGCUGAGAGAACAACUCGAAUAAAGAGGAGGUUCACUGAAUUAAUUUAAUUCAACAAUAUUUUUAUUAGUUUUAUACAAAUAUACACAGGAGACACAUUACUAGCACCCCCUUUCCCUCAAAACCCCAUCUACAGCUGGAUAUUUCUAUUACUUUGUUUGAUUAACAAAUUGUGGAGCUAUAACAAAAAAUAGAAAAAUAAAUAAAUGAAUAAGUACAAAAAUAAAAAAAAAAUGAAAAAUAAAAAUACAAGUAAGUGCUGGAAAUCGGGUUUUAUAGAUCUUGAAAUACAUAAGAUGUUGAGAAAUAAAAAAUAAAAAGAGAAUAAGUUAAAUGAACCACUGUGGGUUAAGGGAAAUACAAAUGUAGACAAGUCGCUGAAAACUGAAAAAGUCCAUAAGAGAGAUAAGAAUUUGAGUUGUAUGAUUAUAAAACAUCACAGAAAUAUAUUUAAAAAAGAAAACACUGAAUUAAUUUAGCUCGCACUUUUUUCAAAGCAGCUCAUACAAUACAUCUGUACAGUAAUGACGUUAUGAUAAGUUAUAAGAUAAGCCCACAGAGGGCGCCAAAGUCAACAUAAACAGAAACUUCCUCACAGGAGCUUUAACUGUUGUUUGGUUUGAAGCUUCAAUCUAAGUUGCUGAAAUAAUUUCCUGGUAUUGUGCUUAAACUGAACACUAAUGUUGAAGAUUUAUCAAGAUGUUUAGUGCUAUAAUACUGAAGAAAAAGGUAACCUAAUCUUGUACCAUGAGGCGCUCUAUUGGGACAUACUAUGUUUAUUAUGAGCUGUUUGGAAAAAAGGGCAGUGCCUCCUCUAAAUCUCACUCAGAUGAAUCAGCCUGAUAAAACUCCAGAGUGUUUAUUUUCACUCUGAUUUUUACGGCUGUUUAAUGUUGGCUUUGGCGGCAUGUUUACCUUUUUUUUCUGUUUUAAGAAAAAUGCUAAAAAGUUGAAUCUGAAGCGGCAGAGACUCCGCUUUGUCACUCUCUCCUAUAAUGGUGUUGCGUUAAGUAUUCUGUACCUCCUCUCCUGUUGUUCUCCACGCUUGUCAAAACCCUGUCGUCGGGGUUGAUGGAUGACACCGGGGAACUGUAGCAGCAAACCACAAAAAUCGACUCUCAUUAUUCAACAUUCACCUCCAGUUUACACUCAUCCAGAAUUGAAUACAUUUUAGCAAAACGCAGUAAGUUUUCUCUCUCCUUAUUCUCGCUGUCUUGUUUGUUAUGCCCUUCACUGGAGUGAACUCUUUAAAUAUUAACCGUUACGCAUGUCUGAGGAUGGGCUCAUGUUGCUUUGGAGACUCAUGGAAAGCUGAGACCACUGCAGUGAAGAAGUUAGCCCCUCAUCAUUGGCUGUCUGCUGUGAGUCUCUUUACUGUAUAUGUGAGUGUUAGUGUAACAGCCGCCGUGCCCAGAGCGCCGUCUCAAUAGGACUGUCAGGAGACCAUCAAAGAGAAGCUGCUGGUGAAGCGAGGAGCCGCACCACUUUUUUAAUCCCCUCUCUGAUUCAGUUCAGCGUUCGCCUCCUUGCUGUGUUGACUGGAGAGCAUCUGAUUGGCUCUGUGCCCGCAGUCUCUUGUACUUUUCUCCUCUCAGCUGAUUGACUUAUACAUCAGAGUGAGAGAGAGGAGGAGGAGGAGGAGAAGGAGGAGUGUGAAGGGAACCUAACGAGUGAAAGAAAAAGGGGCUCAUGUACAGAAGCUGCAGAAGCUCAUAGCAAACGCUCAGAGUAAUGAGGGGUGGGAGGUCUAUGGUGGCGCUGACAAAGAGCAGCCACCUGCAGUGAGAGGGGAGAGGGAGGAAGGGAGGGAGGGAGGAGUGUUCAAUGAGGAGAGAGAGAGAGAGGGAGUAAAGGAGGAGAGAGGAAGAGCAGGCAGCCGGAUAGAGAGCAGCCAGGACAAUAGAAGGACGCUACCUUUGCAUCUGGAGGAUCUGCCAGGAGUGGACUACUGCUGCUGCUGGAUGCAACUCAGUCUGCGAAGGGGACGGUUUGAUCACUUCACUGUCUGCAGGAGGGCUCGCAUAGGGGGAGAGAUAUUACCAAAGUGCUCUUUGAAGCAGCUGAUUGGAUUCUUUCUUUUUUUUUUCUUUUUAUGACAAGUUUCCGAGCUUCUGGAGUGACCGAAAUUGGACCUUUCUUUAAAAAAUGAGGAGGGAAAAAGAGGCUUUAAGAUGUGCAUUCUUCACAGAAACUGAAUGUAAAGUUAGCAUGCAUGUUUUCUCUGCUGACGUCUAUCACAGUUUUGUGAUGAGUGUCUGUGUUAAGAGCAGAAAGAGGGUUUAGUCUGUUAACUUGUGGUUAAACAAGCAGUGACUCUUUUCCAAGUGUAGAAAUGUGUGUUUUCUGCUUUACCAGUCAGUUAAAAACAUACCAGUCAUGUAUUUCCAUCAGUAGAAGCGAGUGUUUGUCCUUGUACCAGUUAGGCUCCCCUCUGCUCGGCCGCUGACAGCUGUCAGUGCAGCUUUUUUACUCUAUCAAUCUCAGCCGGUGACGAGCGUGUUGCAGGUUUCAGUCCAUCCUGCUGCUUUCCAUCGCUGUCAAUCUCAGGACUAUUCCUGUCCCUGCUGUCCGCGGAUAUUUAUUCUGAGAAAUUGGGUCUGUAAAUAUGGGAUGACCUUGUUCGGUGUUUAACUGUCUCCUGUUUCAUCACUCCAAGUUUCUGAAGAAGUUUCCAUGCGGUGGACAAAGCUUGAAAAGUGAAAGAAAACUUAUAAGCGCCCAUUUUUAUGACUCGCUGCUUUCCUCUCUGACCUGUCAGAGCUGUAGCGUUAAGUUUUGGACUGGAAAUGCUAUCUCCUGACAAGCCUCACAUGUUCCUCAGUGACUAUUUCAGCUAGUUACCGUGCCGCUGGUAGCCUCCAGGCUGUGUCUCUCACCCUCUCCUUCACCCCUGAGAUCAGGGGUUCUUAAAUCCAUAUUGGGUGAUUGUGGUUCGGCCCCCGCUGCCCUGCGGGAGCUGACGCCCUGUUCACACAGGACCCUGUCUCCUCCGCCGUCCUGCUGCUGGUGCGCUCGGCUCUGCUGGCCGAGAAUGAUGUGGCAAUGUCACGUCUCCUCCUCAGAGUGCCGCUGCUACCGGCUCAAAGGUUUCUCCCUCCUGAAGCGUUUCCCCCUGUCAGCAGGUGCUGCGGGCCGGCUGCUGGACCAGCCUGUGGGGGACUGGCUAGAGCAUGUGGGGCUGCCGCAGUACGAGAGCAAACUACUCCUGAACGGAUUCGAUGAUCUGCACUACAUGGUGAGUUCUUUUCUGUCUUUUCUACUCCCUUUUUUCCUCUUUUCGUUCCUCACUUUUCUGAUCGUUCGUCUCUUGUCUUUUUCCACUCACUCCCACUUCACUCCAGUUUGUGUCUUUGUGCAUUAAUCCAAUUGGUGCCACCCUCCAUUAGCAGUUAGAUGAUCCCAUUAGCUUCAUCCAGAGUUCAAUUAGCUGAAAUCCUGUAACAGCUCCUCUCCUCCUCAGACGUCUCACUCCCUUCAGUCGCUGUGAGUUGUUUUUAAAGGCACUGUUAAUUAUGUGUAGAGUCAGCACAUUAUUCACUCCACAUCACGACCUUUGAACGGUUGUACGGGUUCAACUUCGGGUGGUACACAGCAGUUUUAAUGUGCUGUCACAUAUUUUGUUUACAGCCUCUCUGAAAUCAUCUCAGCUGAUUGGUUGCCUGUAAAUUUCGGUGUGUUUUGCACUCUCAGACAGCCUCCAUCAGACUGUCUCCACAGUUAGCGGGCCCGGCUGCCUGAGAAGCAGCUGAUGCACGGCCAGAACUGUGGAGCUCAGAGUGAGAAAUGGGACGCUGUUGCCAAGCUGACACGUUUAUAGAGCCCACAGUGUGAGACGCCACUAUGAGUUGGCUGUGAUGCUUUUGUCAGUUAUGAAGACUGAUGGAGGGCGGGACCGGGGGCCCAGCUGGUAGGCUGAACCAGUGCGCAUGUUGGAAAUCAGACAAGGAUGGAAACUACUUCAUACAACUCCUCUUUAACACAGAAUCAUGUGUUGUCAAGCUUCUUUUAAUCCAAACAUCAAACUUAAAAUGAUUGUAUUAAACACAUAUUUGCUUUUAAAGUCAUUGGUAGACAUCUGCUAUCAACAACAAUCCACUUUAGUCCUCAUAUGUUACUACAAUACAAUCCACAGAAUGAAUAAUAGCUAUAUUAAAGUUUGGGCUCACAGGAUCACAAAGUUAUAUUCAUUCUAGCCAGAUCCAGGGUGCUGCAUUUAUCAUUUUAAUCCAAACUAGAAAAAAAUAGACUUGGUCAAGUAAGCCAUACUCUCAUACUCUCAUACUGUCUUUAAUCUGACGUCAGGUUCAGACCGAGUCUCACAGAGUUAUUAAAAUGAGCUCUUCAGAAAACAUGUCAGGAGACGAUGCCAUAUCUCAAGUUUGCUAAGCUUUUGUUUGGUCGUUUAGCGUCUACCAUCAUAUGUCUGUGUUAAAAACAGAUCAACAUAACAGGUCUCCUUUAAUACCUUUAAAACAGAUGGAUCAGGUGUCACCCUCUGGAUUUUGUGGCCGGCUUUAAGAGGACCCUCAAGGAACUGUGGCUUUUUGCACAACUGAAUUGACACCAAAUGUUGCAGCUUAAAACUCAGUUUUAUCCCUAAAUCUUGACCCCUCUGCACACUGACCAUAAACCUAUCUUUCAUUCAUUUCUCCUGGAAGCCAGAUAUCAAGUACUUGUCCAAAAUCAACAGCCAACUGUACAGCCACAGUGUCAUUUAAAUUAACAGAACAAAUUGUGAGACAUUCUCAUGAAAUAAGUCCCAAAGUGAAGCCCACGCAAAUCCGAGGGGGAAAAAACAUUUUUUUUCUUUUUCCUGUUAUCCAGCAGAAGGUUGUAUCUUCAAAGGUAUUUCAUGAGCCGACAGAUGUUUUCUGUCUGCCUGUGAAGAUAACACGCUCGCUCGAGGUGAAACCAGUGUUUAAAGCUUCAAACGCCACACAGGCUCCAGAAUAUUUAAAUGAAGGUAAACUGCUUCAAAAAAUCGUGACAACAGGAGGCACAAGCUGAACCCAACUCCCAGAGAAAAGAUUAGGGUAAAGUGUAAAUAUUGGGGUGAUUAAAAUGAGUUCAAAUAAUAAUAGCAAACAUGUUUUACUGUCAUAAAUAGUGAAAUAAAGUUAGAAACCUCAAACUGAUGAAUACCAAAAUGAAUUUGAACAUUUGGUGCUCUGAUCUUAAAGCUGUAGUAGCCAGCUGUGCCUGACUUCUUUUAGGAUACGAUCCACGAAUCAUCUUUAAUCUACUUUGCAUAACUUGAAAAAAAGGAGAAAUCCUCCAUUUAUCUCCUUUCUCCCUCUCUCUCUCUCUCUCUCUCUCUUUCUCUCUCCAUCAACAGCCAUGUUUAACUCUGCGUUGAAGCCUCUGAAGUUACUCUCAGAAUUUAAUCUUCCUACUGUCUUUGAGUCUUUCACACUCUCCUUCCUCAGCCUCGAGUCCUCUUCUUUUCAAAGGAGGACAUUUUUCUAUCUUUAAACACAGGUUACUGCUCACCUGGCUCUUUGAAAUCACCGGAGGAUUAAGGAGAAAAUAGCUGCAGCAUUUACACAGUGUCCUUCCCUCACUUAAUGUUAACCUUUUUUCCCCCCAAGAAUCACAAUUUGGACAUGAUUAGAAAAGAAUUACUGUCUGAGUCACCUUGAUUUUACUAAACUUCUCCACAUGUGUUGAAUGAGCUGUUGAAAGAGAAAUACUGAACCCUGAAAAAUAACAUAUAUCUAUCUAUUAGUCUGUCCACCCUGAACAUUUAUAAGUCAAGUUUUCUGAUAGAGACUCACUCAGUCAUCCUUCAUUGAAUCACCUAGUGGGACUUUAAAUGGUAGGAAAUGUAAACAAAGUUUGUGUGGUGAUAAUAAGCACUAAAAGUGCUCAGGAGGAAUGAUCAGUCUUGCUGCUAAAGCUCUCAUUUGCUUAAAGACACAGUAUAAAUUUUAAAUAAGCAGCUAUAGUCUCCUCACAUGAGCGUUACACUCAAAUGCCUUUAAAUGAAUGUUAAAGAAAGAUAAUGUUACAGGAUUUUUAGUCAUUUCUAACUAUGUUUAAUAUAGUUGUUCAGCUGAUAUUUGUUGUUCUGGCUUCAUAAUGAUCAACACCUACUUUUACAAAAGUCAUUGUGUUAUGGCUGACUAAGAUUUAAUUAGGAAUCAUACACUGAUGUUAUUUUCUCUUUAUAUUUGAGCAGUGACACUACACAGUCGCUGGGAUAGGAACAGUUGCAUCUUUUUCAUCAUCAAAUUUAGAAAUUAAUUGAUAAUUGAACAGCAAACUGAAGCGGUGAACCGGCUUGUCUGAAAUGAGCUGCUUUAAUCUUCUCAUGCAUAUAAAAAGCGUUGGAAAAACAAUCAUUGAGAAACAGCCGGAGCCAAUGUGCAGCAGAUCACUAAUUAAACAGUGUUUACUCUGCCAUUCAGGCUGCUGUGAUCUCUGUCUAUCCUGCAGGCUCGCUUUAGAAGCGGAUCAAUAACAGCGGUGAUUGUAUUGUGUUAAAGCACCGAGGCGGAGGCAAGCCUCCUCUGAAACCAAUUAGAAGCUUUUAUCGACUCGCGGUGCAAAUGUCCCCAUGAAACAGGAUCAGUGUGGCCACGCUGUUCUGCGGCACUUACUGUUGCUGACAUGUAAUACCUGUCGACGCUAAACAGUUCAUUUUCGGUACAGUCUACUCACGAUCGCUUCUCCUUACAGCUGUAACGUUCAGCAGAGUCACUUAGACAUUUUGCUCUGAGUUAGUUUGUAUUCAAGAGAACAAUAAGGCUGAGGCACUUCUGGAAGGACAACAUUUGGUUUGCAGUAGCAUAGAGUCAGCGUGGGAGUCCUCAACCUCAAAGUUUCUACCUGAUUAUCCUUGUUUAUCAGAGUUAUCAAUUUAUUGAAAGAUUUGUGAUCAGAUCAUCAAGAUUCAGUUUCAUUCGUCAAUAUUAUCCCCAAACUCAGACCUAGCAUCGUUAGUCAGACUGUAAAAGUGGAAAUCAGCAGAAAAUUAAGGGUAACUAACUAUAUCAGAGGUGCUAUUUUCAGACGACGGUCAGCACGGGUGCGAAUCACUAGUAACCCCAUGAUACAAUAGUAUCACGAUACUUGGGCCAUGAUACGAUAUUAUUGCAAUACUUGGGCUGUGAUACGAUAUUAUCACGAUACUUGGGCCAUGAUACAAUAUUAUCAUGAUACCUGGGCCUUGAUACGAUAUUAUCAUGAUACUUUGACCAUGAUACAAUAUUAUUGUGAUACUUGGGCCAUGGUACGAUAUUAUCACGAUACCUGGGCCACAAUACAAUAUUAUCAUGAUACCUGGGCCUUGAUACAAUAUUAUUGCGAUACUUGGGCCACGAUAGGAUAUUAUUGCGAUUUUUGACAUUUUGUGAUUAUUGCGAUACAAUAUACAAUAUAUUGAGAUCUAUACAAACAGUUGAUUUUAUUUUUCCAUUAUCAUAGAUUUGAUUUCAUAUUAGCAAUAAAUUUGAAAAAUCAAAACUUGGUAAAGGAGACGAUAUAUCACCAGACAAAAUAUCGCAGUACUAUGCUGUAUCAAUUUUUUCUCCCACCCCAAACAGUCAGUGGGUCCCAAGAGAAGCCGUAAGAAACAUAUCAGGUCUUCAGUUUUGCACCAGUUUCUGCUCUCUUAUUCUCCUGUUGCUGUUAUUUUCAGUCACUGGACAAAUGCAUACUGACUUCAUUUCCAAUAGAGUCACUGUUACCAAAGCCUGUAGGUAAGUUAUGGAUUCAGUAAUGGCGUCACGCCCGAGCAGCUCAAGGAUUGCAAAUGGAUUAAUAGAUUUUUCUGUUGGGCUAAUGGCGGUGAUGUAUAGUCAAUUUAUCUGCUUGAAAAACACGGAUGCAGGAAGUGGACGAGUUAAUUUAUUGAACCUUCCUGCGAUUUCUUGGCACUCUUUCCUGGUAGCCUUUUUUUUUUUUUUUUCCACUGGCCUGUGCGGUCUUUUGACAACCUUUUUAGGAGGACAAGCUAUGAUUUCAGUGCUGUUGGUUGGCUGUCCUCUAGAAGACGAGGAUGACUGAUCCGUGCCCUCGAGCCCCUGGCCUGAAUUCAGAGUGCUUUUAAACCAGGGGGACUGCUGUGGCUGUUCUCUGGAUCGGCCGAAGAGAGAGCAGCAUUUUAAUGAGAGAACAGAGGAAAGCAGAGAUGGAUGGGCUGCACGGGCACAGACACAAAGCCACAUACCUCUCUCUAAUCUAGAUGUAUUCUUUUUCGGCCCUGUUGUGCUGAUGUCAGCUCUCUUUCGGCUAAUGUAUUCACACUUUUUAGACCCGCUGAGCCACUAUCUGGGAAAAAGUUGAACCACAUUGGUCAGAAUUUUCCCCAUUGGUUGUCUCCCAAAGUGUUAAUUUGGGGAUAAAUAGCUCGUCAAAAAACAGAGGAGGCAAACGCUGUGUGAAUGACUCAGCUACAUUUCAAGGACUUUAUAAACCCUCAUCAUGCUGUUUUUAUGAGGGAUAGGGUGCCUUGCUUGAAGCUUGGUGAAUUUUUCUCAUAUAGUGUCAUUAAACUGACUUUGGUGUUUAGGUCUUGCUUUCUUUAAAUUCACUAAACCAUGCGGUACAAGGUGUUGAGUCCGGUCUCUGUGCUCGCACUCUGCUCGGACUUUCAAUUAAGAGGACAAGCGGACUGUAGGACACCCUCUAUAGUUUUAUUGGCAUCUACUGCGUGAGCUGCCUCCUAUAAGUACAACGAAAAAGCAUAAAAUGCAGAGAGGGGUGUUUUAGUGUGUUAUGGUGUUUUACCCAGAAGAUGGUGCUUGCAGGAGUGAGCAGCCGCUUUGCUGCUCAAAGCAUGCUGGGUACACAGCAAUGUGAACCAGGUCUCAGCAGCUUUUCUCCUUCAUUAGGUCAGAAUCAUGCAUCCCAAAGAUGAUGCUAGUGUACAGUUCAGUGAAUAAACCUGAUAGAGUGUUAGUUCAGUUGAGAUUCACUGAAACAGUCCUGUAUACAAGUGUGACUUACAGUUAUCCUUGAUUUUAUUGAACUUAUAACUCAUAAGUAGCCACCUCAUGCACCACUGUUUCAAAAUUUUCUCUCCAAACAGUAAAUCAAUGAUUUAAAUAUUUGGUAAUUGAUUGCCACAGAGCCGACAGGAUGAUAGAUGUGCAGGAUAAUCAUUUCAGCAUUCAUAUCGCUCUCCUGGACUAAAAGUCCUGUGCCUGAGAGACGUUUGUUUUGACAUCAAUGGCUUUUCAUCACAAAAUAUCGAGACAUGCCACAGCAGCUGCAGCAGAAAAGAAAUGACAUUUUUUCCCUGUGCUUGAGGAAGAAAACUUUAGCUCUAAAAAGAACUGGUGAAAUACAAAGAAGAAAUAAAAGAGCUGUAUAUAUAUAUAUAUAUAUACACACGUCCACAGUGCCUAGGAGUAAAAAGAGCAGAAAGCAACCCUUAAAAUGUGAGCAAAUAGUGUCAAUUCAGGGUGUUCGAGCUCUACUCCUCCCCACAGAGCCAUUUAUCAGCUCAUCUCCAGUGAGACAGUAAUGCAAUGAUCCAUGCACUGUGAAAGUGCUAUUAUCCAUCCAGCUCUCCAAAUAGCUUCAUCCUGAGCUGGAGAGGGAGCGAUCAGCGUGUUGCUGCUCACAGAUAAUGAGCUCUACGCUGUCAGUUUAGAGCCGAGUAUUAAGAAAUGAAAGAGGUUGAGUCAUGAUGCUCCGUAUGAGCUGCAGCUACAGCAGGGCGCUCUGUCUCUCCACACUUAGAGCUGAUGUCACUUCCUGCUUUUGGUCUUAACUUUUAUUUCCUGCUUUCUGUCUGUCUUUGUGCGUUUUCCUUACUUUCUGGUUCUUUUAGAUUUAUUUGCUUUCUGUCUUUCUUUUGCUCUAACCAUUGUUACAUCUUUUUAUCUGCAUCAUGUCUCUGUCACUCUCUUUUCUUGCCUUCUCCCUGAACAAAAUACUCCCAGACAAACCAAUUUAACCGUAUCAUAUCACCAACACGCUUAUUCUGCACGCUAACGAUGAAAAACAAUGUAUCAGAGGCUUACUCAGCAAAUUUGUGAACACCAUUAUGAUUCUACAAGCAGCGUCACACGGCUUACUUUGCAGUUUAACAUCACCGAUAGGCUCGCUCCUCCUCUCCGCUCAUCCGUCCCUCUUGUUUGCAUAGACAGCGUCUGCAUGAAAAACAGGCCAUCAGGUUUGACCUACAGACAGCUCCUUGCCUAUCCUGUCUCUGCUCUGUGUGUGUGUUUUGUGUGUGUGUGUGUGUGUGUGUGUGUGUGUGUGUGUGUGUGUGUGUGUGUGUGUGUGUGUGUUUUCGUGUGUGUGUGUGUGUGUGUUUGUGUGUGUGGAUUAACUUGCAGUUGAUAUUGGAGAGUCAGCUACAUGUGCCCUGAGCCGUCACAAUUUGUUCCUGAGGCAGCGUCAUGAUACUUUAACACACGAGGAGAAGUUGCUGACCCCUUUUUGUAGAGUUACCAAGCAAGCAUUUAUGGUCAAUAAGACAGACCUGAGGAUCCUAUUGGCCUCUUUUAUCAUCGGGUACUGUAGUGUCAUGUUGUAAGGACUCAUUAUCUUGACAAUCAAAUCCUGAUCGACAAUUCUCAAACGCAAAAUUAGAUUUCGGACAACAGGAGGGAUUUUUCUUUAAAAUAUUUUAGAUUAGGAUCGUGACUUGUAACUCUUGGAUUAAAGAUACUGUAGAUAGGAUUCACUCUCAAAAAACUGUUUUACUCCUUCGUCUGUGGGUUAAGUGGCUAUGAUGUCAUUAGCAGCCUGAUUAAAGGAGCAGUUCAACAUUUUUAAAGGAAUACUACAAAACCCAGUAGGAGAUUAACUUUUUAUUAACAUUUUAUUGAUUUUAUUUUUGUGUUUGUUUUUAUUUGAUUUUACUGUGUUUUAUCUCAUUUUAUUUUCACCUUACCCAUUGUGCUUCUGUUGUGUUUUUUAUUGUAUUUUUAUCGUGCUUUGCAGCACUUUGGAAACCUUGCGUUUGCUUAAAUCAUGCUGUAUAAAUAAAAUGGAUUGGAUUGGAUUGGAUGGAAAACCAUUGUAAGCAAUAUCAUUAUGGCUCUUAAAGAUACCAUAAGUAAAACACUGAGAGGAAUUUUAUUGCAGAUAUCCAAAAUGUUAAAUUUGUCCUUUAAAGACUGACAAUCAUGUUAACCAGGAAGAACUGAAUUGCAGUUUUCUCCAGUUAAAUCCAGUCAAGCUUUCAAAAACUUAAAAUACUAUUUUGGCUACAUCUACUUUUCUGCUAAAAUCUGCUAAAACUGAUAGUCAUAAGUAAACUGAAAAUCUCCAAAUCAGCGGAAAAGCUUGUUAACAUACAAACUGUAAAUUUGGAAGUUGCUCAUUAUUGUAUUACUAGCUUUCUUUGCUAACUCCAGUCAGUAUGAGUUAACUGUCUUGUUAUUUUAACUUAACUUUGUUUGGAAAUACAACCUUUUUUUAAACAUUGCAUUAAUUCUGUAGAAACUAAUCUCAUCUGUCAGAGUUACUAAACUACAAAACCUUUUGUUCUGAUAACCAUUCAUGCUAAUACUUCCUUUAUGGUUCGCAGGAAGUCUUGGUAGAGUCCUUUCAAAAUAAAAUCCAAACUGAAAAAUGAAACGACGAAGGUUUAAGGUAGUGAAAAGCCAAAGUGAGCCUUCCAGUCUUUCCUAACAUGUCUCGGUGUUUUGAUUUUCUCCCUGCAGCCGUCACUUACAGUCCGAUAUUGAUGUGUCGUAUUCCCCCUCUCCAUCUCAUAUCGCUGACCACUCUGCCCCUCUGACAUUGAUUUAUCGCUCCUUUCUCCAUUAUCCAUUACCUGCCACACGGCCCCAAAGGUGCUGCUGUGUGUAACCAAAGAUGGGCUUCACCAUCAUUCACACACAUCUCUGUCAGCCCCACCCCCCCACACACACACACUGAAAUACAGUACACAUCCCAUUUCAGGGGUUAUCGAUAAGGGCUCCACGCUCCAGUCAGUUGGUCUGUUUGUGGGGGAAGGGUUUAAAGAUGUCACACAAGAGGAAUGAAUCUUUUUUUUCUGCAGUGGUAGCAUUACUUAUGAAUGACAGAUUCUUUAAAUGCAAAACUAGAUGUGCCUUUUUCGUGUUAUGUUCUCUUACUUGUACAUGUUCACUUGAGUAUUUUUACAAAAUUAAGGCUUUUAUUCACCAAAAUCCCAUUUUUGUUUUUCAUUCUACAGGGGAGCAAUGUCAUGGAGGACCAGGACCUGAGAGAAAUUGGGAUCACGGAUCCGAGCCACAGAAAGAAGAUUCUGCAUGCAGCGCGUUCACUGCCCAAGGUGACACACCAUUGAUUACCUGUUCAGUACUUGUUUCAUCGUAGCAUUACCUGAUUCAUCGUCUUUUAUUGUAUCUGAUGUUUGAUCACAAGCCUCCAGUCUUUUCUUUGUAACAAGACAAAGGCGCAAUGAAGGGAGGAAAUGGAGUUCACGUCUCUCUAGUCUAAUCCCAAGAACAAACGUUGAUGCAUUUGUGCUUCUCAUAAGUGUUUCAGUUUGACUCUGCUCCCCUUGUUGUGCUUCAUUCCAAUUUUUAGGUCCAUAUUAAUAAUUUAGAGUAAAUUGACCAGUGUUUUUAUUUGGUAAUCCAAUAAAUGUAGUGAAAUUAACUUUAUAACACUGACUUUAAGAGCUACUAUUUAAUUAAUGCUGCUCUGCUACAUCAGUGUGGUCUGAAAUCAUGACUUAGAUGUAGAAAACAGUUUCGUACUGCUUAUUCUGUGGAGUAAUAUCUUUGAUUUAGUUGUAUCCACAAGUUUGUGGGGAUUUGCAUGCUUUAAAAAAAGUGCUCAGCUGGCUCUUGUUCUGCAGUUUCCCACCGACAUCAAUCUGAUAAACCUAACCUGUAUGCUUAAGUUUUUUGUCUUAAGAGAAACAAAGCAGCUGUAGAAUUUAAUUGAAUAGCAUCAUGUAAAUAAUUGCUGAUUUUGAGGCUCAAAGAUGGUCAUGCAGUAUUUCACAGUAAAGAUGAGAAUGAAUUUAUGCAACAAAAUCUUGUUUUUCCAUCAUUUUUUAUCUCAUUUAUCACAUCAUAGUUAUAUAAUUUCCACUUCAUCCUUUGAGUUUGCUAUAAACUGUCAAGCUGUUUGGAUUCUGUAAUGUCUGAAUCCAGGAUUUUUCACUUAAAGUUAAGUUUUUUGCUUUAACGUUCGUUUAUUUAAUUGCUAAAUUAAGCUUCUUAACUAAAGUAAGACUGGGUAAUUUUACUAUAUCUAGAUGUUGUUUCAAAGCCUUCAUAGCAUUCGUGACUGAGUCUGUCUGUCUCCAGGUGAAAGCUCUGGGCUGUGACGGCAGCAGCUCCCUCUCCUCAUGGCUGGAGAAUCUGGGCCUUCACGAGUACUUGCACAACUUCCUGGCCAGCGGCUACCGCUCUCUGGACUGUGUCAAAAACCUGUGGGAGCUGGAGAUUGUCAAUGUGAGUCACAGUGACAUAUGUGGACUUAGGGGAGUAUCGGAGGGUGAAAUUAGUUUCAGAGGGUGCAAAGGAAAACUCAGGAGAAGGGACAAGUUUGGCAUUUGGGCUUCGGUGUGGCUGUGUUGAAAACACAAACUUUGGAGGCAAAUUGUGGAAUAUAGAACUUCAUUUUGUGGAUGACAGAUGGAAAUUAAGUAUGCGGCCUUGUAAGAUGACAGGUUAAUGUAAAAAGAUUGAGAACGGACCAAAGAUGUUUCACUGAAAGUUGAUUUUAAUCGUAUAUUCAGAGUCUCCUCCAGGGUCAGAGUCUCCAAAAGUUAAAGGGAAGUUUUUAUUAUGAGGUCACUUGAUUUUUCUUGGCAUCUCUCCGACUUUCCAGCUCUUCUGCUUCCCAAAAUGCUUCCUCACACGUUCAACAGAUAUUCCCUCUCUCCUCCAGGUGCUGAAGAUCUCCCUACUUGGCCACAGGAAACGAAUCAUCGCCUCAUUAGCGGAGAGACCCUAUGAGGAGCCUCCAGUCAAGCCUCCUCGGUUAUCUCAGAUCAGGGUGAGUUUGUUUCACUGAAGGUUUUCCCUGUUUCUUAGUUCAAUCUCUUGUUUUUUCUUCCUCCUGUGCAGGAAUUUUCGCAGCUCUUUUCAAAGAUGAGGGACAGUCUUUCAUUGUUCGUCUCACAAUGAGAUGUUUCCGACUCUUCUUCCGCAGUGCCAAGACCUUCCUGGAUCUCAAUCCUCGUCCCCCCUCAGCCAGAUGGAUUCAUACUCCGGACGCUCAAUGGACCCCCUGCUGCCAGCUGGAGAGCCAGGGAGGAAAAAAGUGCCAGAGACCGACUAUGACGUCACCCAAAGAUAUCGCAGUGACAAACACCGAUCACACGUACGUUCUGGUUUAUAUCUUUGUUGUUAAGUCUCAUGAAGCCAUGUUUCUGAUUUAGGUCUUAUGAUAUGUUCUCUUUAUUUAUGUUUGGCAGGAGAGGUACGAAGAGCGGCAUCGAGAGCCUCGUCUGACCCUGAGGCCGCCCAGUCUGGCAGCCCCAUAUGCUCCAGUUCAAAACUGGCAUCAUCAGCCUGAGAAGCUCAUCUUUGAAUCCUGCGCCUAUGAAGCCAGUGUAUGUUUAUGCUUAUUUUUCUCCUAUGAUGCAAUUUGCUCUGAAAAUAUUUCAUUCAUGUAUUCCUCUCUCUCUCUCUCCUUUUCUCUUUUAGUACCUCGGUUCCAUGCUCAUCAAGGAUCUCCGGGGUACUGAGUCAACGCAGGAUGCCUGUGCCAAAAUGCGGGUAUGAGACACUCGCUGCUUUUUUAAUCUCAGGGGUAAAAGUAUGAGUAAAUGUUACAUUUGAUACAGUGUGGUUUGCUUUCUUUCCUUCAGAGGUCCACAGAGCAGAUGAGGAAAGUCCCCACCAUCGUCCUCUCCAUCACAUACAAGGGAGUGAAGUUCAUCGAUGCAGCCAAUAAGGUCAGCUGGGGAAUCCUCUUAUGUCAUGUUAUCCAACAAAUUUACAGAUAACAUUUGAGCUCCUGUUGGGAACUUUGAGUUUAUUAAGUGACACCCCAUAUCUCUUUGUUGGUCUUAUCCUGGACACUUGCUUUUAAAAAAUAUCCUCUUUACUUUCCACAAUCACAUGUAUCAGUCAUCAUGCAGGGUUCCUACGCAAGUAUUGAAAAGUAUGGAAGUAAUUUGAUCAAUUUCCAGGUCUUAAAAAGUAAGGUUAAUGAAAAAUAAAGUAUGUAAAAAUACUUAUGUUAACAGACUAUAUUACCACAGUUAUAAAAUACUGUUUUCUAAGAUAGAAAAGUAGGUAUUUCCAAAAAUAAUUCUAUAUAGUAGGGUAUGGAAAAGUAUGGAAAUUCCAACUGUGUAGGAACCCUGAUCAUGUCUAAAGUCUUUGCUGUGAAAAUGUAAAAAACAAAAGUCUGCCAUCUGCAGUUUAUCAUUUUGUUUGGCUCCUGAUCUGCAGCAGCAGAUUCAGACAGUAAUGAAAUAGUCUGUCUUGUCAAUUGUGGUCUCGUUGGCUCUUGAAGGUCAUAAAGGGGCAUGAGAAUUAAAUUUAGACUGUUUUAUGACCGGGGCUGCUUCUAGUGAAAGUGGGGCCCUAAACCAGUCCCUCCACAACAACUGACCAGACACGUCAGUGCACAACAAGGUGUUAUUUAUAUUCUGACAACCGCAUUCUGUAAGAAAAAACAUUUUUAGAGCAUUGUAGAUUUUUCUUACAUCUGAAAAAAUCAACAAAAAACUGAUUCAAUUAAAAUUUUGAAAGUGGAAAACAUCGUCCGCAGACUUUUGUUUUCAUCUGCAAAUGUGAUUUUAUUAUUAAGUCUUAUACAAGAUAGUUGAUUCUUGAUCACUGCUCACUUUGAUUAACACACGCACCGUCACUCGCCUCCACCAACAUAGUCACAGAGACACAUCAUGUACAGAAAACAAUAAACACUAAACAGCUGUUUGAGUGGACAGAGUGUGAUCACAGUUUGCAGAGGCUGCCAUCAAUCAGCUGAUCCUGGACUGUGUCGUAUCCCGGUACUAACUCUCUCACUGCCUCUCUUCUUCAUGCAGAACAUCAUCGCAGAGCAUGAGAUCCGCAACAUAUCAUGUGCCGCCCAGGAUCCAGAAGACUUGUGCACGUUUGCCUACAUCACCAAGGACCUACAGACCAACCAUCACUACUGCCACGUGUUCAGCACCGUAGACGUGGUGAGAACGCCCUCUCUGUCUUAGAUUAUGUCUACUUCUUUCAGAUGAGCGUUACAUAAACAUGACGGAGGAGAGAAGUGUGGAGAUUUUUCCUCACUUGUAAAUUUAAAUUCCUCCGACAUCAGCUCGCGUAUUCACACUGAGUAGAUGUGACAACAUUAUCUCUAAACUGCCCGAUCUCCUCAAGGUGUCAUGCUCCAGUUGGGGUUGAUUGCCUCCCUGUGCUGCUCCGGCCAUGAUAACUAGCCCUCCAUUACUUUCCUCAUCCCCGCUGAGAUCUGAUGAUUAUCCUGCUAAUCUGCCUUUUAAUGCAGCCUCAGCCUCACAGUGUUCCGUUUCCAGUCUAUAGCUCUUUGAGACAAUGGCCGCCCUUUAGCUGAAAGUGCUACAACAGGGUGAUAAGCAUCCAAAACCACAUCUGCCAUGAGAUAUUUCAAGCUGAAUUGAUCAUAGCUGCUGUUAUCAUCCCCUGCCAGACACCAUACUCCUCACAUAAAGAGAAUAAAGGGCUGAUCACGUCCUGUCUGGAGCAUUAAGUUAGAGCCACAUCAGGGUAUCUAGCAAACAGGGGUAUUUGUCUCAAGGAACUGAUAUGCGAGUUGUUUCAGCAUUCUGUUUCUGCUGCAUUUGAUUGCUUUUAAACUUAACUGUGAAUGCAGAGAGAAGCUCCAAUCCUCUGUCUUUAGUCUGAGGUGCUUUGUCAUAUUCGGAAGCUGUCAGGAGUCUAACAAUAGAGUGCAGCAAGCAGCAGCUUAUAAUACUAAGCUACAGCAGAUGAAUCCACUUCAGGUACUGAGGGGGGCUGCUUGCUGCUGCAGAAUUCUCCAGAGAUUACUGGCACUUCUUUUUAUGCAAUUUUGUUUUCAAGAGGGGAAAGAAACUCUGUUCUGGUUCGCUUUGCUGUCUCACUGCAAACUAAAACAAAACCGAAGAAUAACACCUUGAAAUAUCCCGCCUCUUCGUCUUUUUUUUUAUCCCCAGAAUCUGACCUAUGAGAUCAUACUGACACUCGGUCAGGCGUUCGAGGUGGCCUAUCAGCUGGCUCUGCAGGCCCAGAGGACCAAACACCAGAAUCUCCCGGUGGGACAAGGUUCAGAGGUCAUUGAGACCAAGUCCAGCAGACCUGUGCCAAGACCGAGAGGCAGCGUACGGAAAUCAGCGGUGAGUUGGUUAAAUCAAUGAAAUAACAGUUUUAGACACUUUCUCCUCUGCUCCACAUAAAAGUAUUUCAUAAAAAUGGUCGGGACAGGUUAAUGCCUGUGUUCUGGAUACAAGAAGCAGUUUGUAAGUUUAAUUAUGUCGCUGAUUUGUCUUGCGUAUUAAAACUGCCAGCAGAAGAUGCGACACACAAUAAAGGUUCUCUAAAACCCGAAGUGCACAUUAGCUGCAAUCUGCAUCAAAUCAGACUCUUUAAAGUAAAGUCAAGUUUAUUAAAGUAAAGUUAUUAAACAUAUUCUUAUUCUUAAAGCUCCAACCUUGUUUUUUAAUCUUAUAGAGACACGAUUAUAUCUGAUGUUCAGUGUAAACAAGGGUCCUUAAAUUUGCGCUGACAUCAGCCGCUUAAAUCUUUUGUUCAUGGAUUCCCACAGUUGCAAAUUAGUCCUGUUAAAAUGUUCUGUUCGUACAAAAAUACUCAUAAAUUCUUAAUGCGAAUAAAAGCUAAUUUGCAGAGAUUUUCAUGUCGGAAAAUGACUAAAGUGUUAACAGAUAUGAGCUCCAAAUGUGGCCCCAGGCACAGCUCAGUGAAACACUAAAAGUCUCUUUGGAGUUUCGGUCCCCUCAGACAUUUUUCACACCUUUGAAACAGGUGAAGUCAGAAGAUUAUCCCGUGUGUUUGUUUCGAUAUCUAUCUCUUUAUGGAAACACAAAUCUCCUUUUAUCAAACUCCAUUUUCUAAACUUAUUAGAAAGCCCCGAACAUUUGUAUCAGGGCCGCAGCUUAUCACGGUAUUAUGAGAGUACACUGCGAUGGUGUUUGUUUGGCUAUUUGCAUUAAGCCAUUAGUUAGAGAGGCAGUGCUGAAUAUCAAUGAGGUAAAGACGCCUCAGGGACUCAUCUGUGGCUCCAGCUUAAUGAACUCAGCAGAAUCAUCAUGGUUACUGUCACUUCUUAUGUGUUUGCUUCUGUUUUCCCCACAACUUAAUAUUUUGAUACAAGUGUUUAAUCAAAUGCACUCUCCAAAAUACCUUGCUUCUCACUCCCACUGUUACCCGCAUUCACACUUGUAAGCUGUCACAGUUUUAUCUCCUUCGGCUAUGAUAGACCAGACUCCUCCUGUCUCAUGCUUUGCAAUUCUAUGUCAGUUUCUUUCCAUUUAAUUCUCUCUAAACCCCCCUCUUUCUCUCUUUUCUCUCUCUUCCUGUCUCUGUCUCUUUUGCUGUCUUCCUUUCCUCCUCUUCUCUUUGUUUUCUUCUCUCUCCUCCUGGCGGUGUUUAUCUCCCUCCAGGACUCUCCUCCUCUCGACAGUCGUUGCUGUUACUGUUACACCUGCACCACCCACCGUCCCUCCUUCCUACCGCUGCACUCUGCCAGCUCUGCUGCCCAGGUGCCGCCUCACAUCCUCGUCUCAUCCUGUCCUGUCCUCAGCCUCUCGCACUGCUUUUGUUUUCUGCCUUCCAAGAGUUUUUUUUUUUCCACUCACUGCCUCGAGUAUAAUCACCAACCACCACCAUAAUCCUUCACAUGCUGUUGUCAGUGUUUUACUGCUGUUUCUAUUUCUACUGUAUCUAUACAGGCCAAUUUACCUCCACUUACUUGUAUGGGUGGAUGAGUGCUACGAACAGUGCUUUUGACUUAGGCGCCCUCUAGUGAUCGUUUGGUGGAAACACAAGAAAAUUUUAACCACAGAGAAGUCGAUUCAGAGAUUAUUGUUUUAUUUGUGUUCUGUUGUGAUCAGAGUGAUAGAUCGCUGGAUCGAUGCUUAGUGAUAAUGAAACAAGUGAACUGCGCUUAUACCAAAGCAGAUGUUUCUCCUGUUCAUAACAAGAACUAGAAUAAACAGCAGAAUUUCACAAGAAUUAAAUCAGAAAAAUCCUUCUCAAAACUUUUAGUUUAGUCAAUGAUUUGCCGUUUUGAAGGGGAUACCAACUUUUUGCACAGUUCUCAGGGGUCUGAUGAUUAAAAAAAUCGAUCAGUCUUUAUUUAUAUAGCACUUUUCAUACACAACCAGAAAAAGGAAUAAAAGAAACAAAGAAUACCCAAAUUUACCCCAACCCAACCCCUCAUUCCCACCCCACGAUCUAAAUGCAACAGAAACAGAAUUAAAAUGCAUAAACUUAAAAAGGGCUUGAUUUCGUGGAAACAGGAAUGUGCGCACUGAGGAAACGUCAUUUUCAAACUCAAGAAAAGGAAACACUGGAGAGUAGAAAUAAUCAAUAAAAUGAAAUAAAAACAACACUAAAAGAUACUAAAAUAAGAGCAAUAAAAGACGAUCAUUUCACAGGAUUCUCCAUGUUCCUCAUUUUGCCCCCCAAAAAAAACCCAACUAUGAUUUUAUCACUACUUUAUUCUGAUCACCUGAUGUCAUGACUCUAUUCUCCUUAUAUGAGAAAGUGGUUUUACAACAACUUCAUUCACCUGAGAAAAUUAACCCAAUUUUUAAUUUUAAAAACUGACUGUAAUCCUGAUAUUUUUUGUCUUUAUUGUGGCCUCUAAUAGUCCAUCAUUGUGAAAGUUUUUUAAGAACAGCUCAACACGAUGACCUUCAGCCGCUGAGUCGGUCUCAAUAUCGACAUUUUAGAGAUGAACUUGAUAAAGUUAAAUUAAUGAUUUUUAUCCUUCUGUCUCUCUGUAGUGAAAGUAUGUGUUAUUUGCAAUGCAAGCUUAUGAUACACUAUCUCAUCUAUUUUUAUAAGAGCCUGUGAAACAAAUGUGAGAACCCUCUCAAGAUCCUAGCGUUUAUUUAUUAGCAUAAAUAAUAUUAUAGCGUACAGUGGCUCUGCAUCAGUAUCAGCUAAUGAGUAAUGUGUGAAGCACUAUUAACUGUGAAUAUCCACACUCCACCGUCACAGAUGAAUAUUUCAAUAUUCAUUUAUUUUAAUUAUGAUGUGUAAAGACCCCACUACAGCUGUGGGCAUCAAUAACAUCAGGGAAACGGCAGAAAUCACUCUUCAUAUCAGCAUGAAAAGACAUGAACGUAACGACAUAAAUACUCUUAAAUGAUUGAUUGAUAGAUGAAGUGGAGGUUAAAGUGAAACGUUCUUCACAUCGAGAAUGAAGUUCUGCUUACUCACCCCCUCCUCCCAUAUUUAUCCUAAUGAAUCACAAGUUUGAAAAGAUGAUUAAUUAUUUAAUUCAGCAAAGGUGGCUGAAAAUGAACUGCUGUCAUAGAGGGAGUUUAUCGUUAUGGAACAGCUGAGGGGAGUGUCACUUUAAAGGUGCAGUGUGCGAAAUCUAGUAGCAUUGAUGGAAAAAAAUUGAAUAUUAUUCUCCUGAAUAUGUAUUUAUUAGUGUGUAAUCUUCUGAAUAGAAAAAUUGUCAAAUUAGGACAAGCCUUUUUAUAGAUAUAAGAGUGGGUCCCCAUCUCCAGAGACAACCAUCACGUACCACCAUCUUUCUACUAGGGAAUCGGUUCAAACUUGAAGAAGAAAAUGGUGACGGUGGUUGGUAGGUGUUUUUGAUGGUUAAAAUUUCACAAAUAGAGGGUCAUACUUAUCACGCAUCACACGAGCGUCCUGUCCUGACUGGCCACUAACACUUCCCUGACAAGAGGAGUGAGCAAGGGAGCAUUUUGGUCUAUAAUCUGACAAAGAUCAGGUUUCAACCUCUAAAACAACAUCUGAGUUUUUGACGUUUCAUCUUUUUUUGGCGUUUUGCUUUUAGCUGCUUGAGCUGAAGAUAAAACAGAAGUAGAAGAAAGAGAGCAGGUGUAAUAGGAAACUAAGACUCCUUUUAUUCUUUAUUUCAUCCCACUGUUGAUGCUCAAACUUGAGAUGAAAGUGAUGAUUAAAGAGCUGGAGAUUUGAUUCCCUCUGUUUGUGUUUGCAGGGCGAUCUCGUGGAACAGGAGGGAGAAUCUCAGUCCCAGGGCAGCACCGCAUGGCUGGUGGAUCCAAAGGAAUCCAAGCGCACUAUCAGCACUAAGUACGAGACCACCAUAUUCUGAGUGGACCCCUCUUUCUCCUGACCUUUGACCUCUAGGCCUGGUCUCACCUUCCUAAUCCUCCUCCUCCUCCUCCUCCUUCUGUGUGCCUUUCACUGUGACUCUGCCUCUCUCUGAGCUGGACCCCCUGCCCUCCCCCGGCCUCCCUUCACUUGUGUCCUCAUCUGAGUACAACACAACCUUCGACAGCUUAACCACCUCGUCUUCUUCACGUUUUAUUGACACUCAGUUCAGCUCCUCUUCUUUAUUAACGCUCCUCCAGCCUGCCACUCACUUCUCCACUGUUCCUCACUUCGUUUACCUCUGAAUGCUUCCUGAACUCUCCACACCGUUCUCCCUUUUGUUGUUCCUCUCCUCCGUCAACAUCCCUCUAUUGACUCUUGGUGAUAAGCUCUUCUUUUUUUCUUGGUGCUUUUCCUGCUCUGUUAGGCGACGGCCGCUCUGAGACUUUUCACUCUGAUCUUUCAACUCAUCUAACUUCUCCGUGUGCUGAGAGAAAAUCUGAUUUUCCUGCAGUCAAGAGAGGCCCACCGCUCACAUCCUGUACCUGGAUGGACAUGUUUCCUGAGGAAACUCAGAGUCUGGUUUCUAUCAUUCUGGACGAUAGAAGACUGUUCAGAGGUCAGGGUGUUAUGGGGGUUUUACAGGAUUAACCAAGGGCGAUAUUUUUCACUGUCAGCUCUCUGCUGAAGCCAAAGCAGGCUAUGAUCCUAGCACUGUGAUAAGGUCCUUUUGGAGCUAAUAAAGUAAGCAUUUUAGGGGAUUUUCUUGCAGAUAAGGACCUGCAUGUCAGUGGUCCUGCUGCUCCAGAAAAUAGACCCUUUUGAAGACUUGUAGCCCCCCUCUGUCUAUCAAUCAGAGCAAAAAAAAAUGCUUCCUUUGGAGACAACUAGCUAAAACUAAGCACUUUCAACAAAAACCGGAGUGUGUAAGAGUAAGUGCAGCUUCCUCUGUCCUGUCUCUUUUUUUCUUCUUUUCACAACAAAUGCCUUCUCUCUUCAUCCGUCACCAUUGCCUUUUGUUUCGCCAAUCACACUGGGUUAAUAUUUCACAGCUGCUGGUGAAAAGAGUAAAUCAUUGUACUGUGAGAGGGAAUGAGGAUAUCCAUCACCAUCAUGCUGUUCGUGUCCAUGAGUCUUGUUAUUUUUUCCCUUUAUGUUAACCUCACUGCUUUGUGUGUGUUUGUGUGGUGUGUGUGUGUGUCUCGUGUCCCUUCCUCUAUAGCUGAACACUGUGGCCACUCCCAGCCAGCCAGUCAGAAAAGGACAGGACAAUAUGAGACCUGUUGCAUGGUGGGUAGGAUGUUUUUUUUGACUGGAAAAGUGACCCACUUCCAAAGCAGCAGAUCGCACCGACAGUUGGAUCGUGCUCAUUGCAGUAAAACACAGGACCUGGAGACCUGCAAGGUUUAUCACUUCAUCUGACCUCAAUGCACUCACACACACACACACAAGUCUGCUUAGCUUUUUGUCUGACAGAAAGUUUUGGUUGUCCCAGUCAGAUGUAUUUGUUGCCACUUUAACGCAAAAGGUAUGGGAGCCUAUUAGGGCAAAAAAGCUCCAACAGCUCAAGGAUUUCCACAACAUAAGAUUCAAUUAAGACAGAAACACAUGCACAAGCUCAAAAUUAAUACAACCAUGAGAAAACAGCUUGAAAUGUAAACGUUGAUGUGCUGGCCAGCAUUCUGUUAAUUUACAAAUGGUGCAAAGUUAAAACUAGGAAAAGAAAUGCAACAAAAGAUACGGCAGGACUCUCGGCCUGUAGGGUGAGGCAUGUUGGAUGAAUGAUAAACAUUACACAGAUGAUUUAAAAGCAGGUCAUUUGGCUUUAAGAGGAAGUGGCUGCGUUAGAAACCUCUUUUUGUAUCAAACUAACAGAGACCACACACUGUAGGUACACACUCCUUCCUGUAGCGACACCUUGUAGCAUCUUGUCACGACCAUCAGCCUGUCAUCCACAACAAACACAAAUAACUGUGAUUAAAGGACGUAAUCUUGCACGGGGGGAACUCUCUAACCAAACUCAAAGGGCAGAUGAACUGACACUACAAAGACUGUUUUAUAAUAAUAAUAAUAAUAAUAAUAAUAUAACAGGGGGUGGCUUUUAUUUGAUUUGAAAGUGUACUCUUCUUUUGUAUGUUUUAAUUGUUAUAUAGGACAAUUGUGUGUCCUAAAGCUGGAUCUGGACCAGGUGUGGUCCACUGCAGUUCUCCUUCUUCAUCCCUGCCCCCUUUUGUUUCAUUUAUCCAGGCAAGAUUAAUCACCAAACCUGCCAUGCAGGACGGUACCGUCUUUAGAUUUUAGCUGCAAAACAGAACAAUAAGCAUGUUUCUCCUUCGCUAACUCCCUGUUUGUUGACUGUUAAUGGUACUUUUAUGUUCAUCUAAUGUGUAUAAGGGUACAUAUGAUUUAACUGUUGUGUAUGUGGUACGUUGUCAGGCCAGUUUGAUAACUCUAUGGUACACUGUCUUCAGCUGGCUGCUGUCGGCACCUUCAGCCAUCAGCCGGGGUCCCGUUCUGCUUUUGCACAUUGCUGAGGAUCAGGAGAUGUUAUCGGGACGAAUCUGAUGACGUCAGUGAUGAGAAUGAUAUUGUAAAUGAAUCUAGCGGUCUGUAUUUUGAUACUUGAAUGAUUUUUGCUUUUAUAGAUAUCUAUAUAUAUGUAUAUGUAUGUAUGUACGUAUGUAAUUUUUGACGUUUGUCAAAAGAGAGAAAAGGACUAUGUCUUAUAAAGUUAAACAUAUCGUGAAUAAAUACCCUGUGAUUUAAAAAAAAAAGGCUGAGAUAACAAUGACUCAGAAGAGGGACCUCACUCUAGAAAAAAAGAUUGUAAAUAAUCUUGGGCUUCCAGUCUUUUUUAUGAUUAUUUUUCAUAACUGUACAACUAAUAAAUGGUGCGAAAAAGAAA
Molecule: messenger RNA, 77572 nt
Organism: Xyrichtys novacula (pearly razorfish)
Lineage: Eukaryota; Metazoa; Chordata; Actinopteri; Labriformes; Labridae
Source: the annotation of a GenBank genome assembly